Molecule: messenger RNA, 47632 nt
Organism: Drosophila guanche
Lineage: Eukaryota; Metazoa; Arthropoda; Insecta; Diptera; Drosophilidae
Exons: 61
Coding region: 11-45823 (15270 amino acids)
Cellular component (GO): nucleus
Molecular function (GO): zinc ion binding; calcium ion binding
Source: RefSeq, a predicted model, not a curated record
CAGAACAGGAAUGACCGAUAAUACAACUGAAGGAGCUCCUAGGACUGUAACAACUGUAGUACCGAUUUCUAGGGGAACAACUAUCAGUUUAUUGGUUUCUGAAACUACCACAGGCAUUCCCCAGGACACCACUAGAAUGGGAAUAACAGAUUAUUCCACAGAAGGUGUCCCAAGAACUGUAACGACUUUGGUUCCGAUCACUGGGGAAACAACCAUCAGGCCAAUCGCUUCUGAAACUACCACAGCUAUUCCCCAAGACACCACCAGAACGGGAAUGACCGAUUAUACCACUGAAGGAGCUCCUAGGACUGUACCAACUGUAGUACCGAUUUCUAAGGAAACAACCAUUCCUCCACUUGCUUCUGAAUCUACUACAGGCAUUCCCCAAGACACUACCCGAAUGGGAAUGACUGAUUAUACCACUGAAGCAGCUCCUAGGACUGUACCAACUGUAGUGCCGAUUUCUAGGGAAACAACCAUUAGGCCACUGGCUUCUGACACUACCACAGCUAUUUCCCAAGACACCACCAGAAUGGGAAUGACCGAUUAUACCACUGAAGGAACUCCUAGGACUGUACCAACUGUAGUACCGAUUUCUAAGGAAACAACCAUUAGUCCACUGGCUUCCGAAUCUACUACAGGCAUUCCCCAAGACACUACCCGAAUGGGAAUGACCGAUUACACUACCGAAGGAGCUCCUAGGACUGUACCAACUGUAGUACCGAUAUCUAGGGAAACAACCAUUAGUCCACUGGCUUCUGAAACUACCACAGCCAUUCUCCAAGACACCACCAGAAUGGGAAUUACCGAUUACUCUACAGAAGGAGCUCCUAAAACUGUACCAACAGUAGUACCUAUUUCUAGGGAAACAACCAUUAGUCCACUGGCUUCUGAAACUACCACAGCCAUUCCCCUAGACACCACUAAAAUGGGAAUGACCGAUUAUACCACUGAAGGUGUCCCGAGGACUGUAGUGCCGAUUUCUGGGGAAACAACCAUUUCAACCACGGCUUCUGGAACAACCACGUCCCUUCCUCAAGAUAGUACCCAAAUUACCGAUUACACCACAGAAGCAUCUGUUAGACCUUCCACCAUCCCCUCUGCUUCAAAGGAAACAGUGCCCGCUCCUAUAUCGGGAGUAACGCCAAGUUCGUUGGAUGGUAUGCCAAAUGCCACUGAUAGAUUUGCAACUGUUACUCCGACAAUUAGUUGUAUGACCGACGACGACUGUUCUGACGAUGAGACAUGUGUGGCAGGCAUAUGCAUAUCACCUUGUGAAUACUAUGAAAAUGUUUGCCCUGUGCAAAAUUUGGCUGUCUGUCGUACAUUGAACCACACCACAAUGUGCUUUUGUGAUACAGCCGCUGAUGUAAAUAGACCCGAUUGCUCUAUGAAAGCAGAAAUCGGUUGCGCAUCAAGUGAUGAGUGCCCCACUCAGCAGGCGUGCAUCAAUACGCUUUGCGUGGAUCCCUGUACCUACAGUAAUCCGUGCAGCCGUACCGAAGAUUGUCGUGUUCUCAACCAUCAGCCUUUUUGCUCUGCAGAAAUGGGUCGCACUCCUGGCUGUGAGCACUGCCUGCCGGGUGCCAAUUGCGAUCCCACCACUGGUGCUUGUAUCAAGGCUAAUGUAACAAUAACUACUAGUACUACCAAGAAACAAAGAACAACCAAGAGACCAACACCAACACCAAGAACAACAACAACUACAACCAAAACAACAACCACAACAACUGCUAACCCAAACACAGGUGUCAAAAAACCAACACCGACCACCACCACCACCACCACUACCUCCACUAGCACUGAAUCGAGCACAGCAACCACUAGCGCUACUAACCAAACAACCAUUAAGAGUAAAACACCAGACACCGAAAGCACAACAUCCCAUACGGAUGCCACUAGGCGGUACCGUGAUGGUGAGAAUAAUAUAACCGAUACGCCGACGGCAAGGCCAUCGGUAGCAACGACCAAGUUGGGUGGUGAAGAUAGCUACAGUGAUCGGCGCACCACAACAACGCCAAAGAUGAAGACAACGCGUCUGGAUACAUCCAAUGAAGUUCCCGAUACGACAACGAACUGGCCCAUCGAGCUGCCAACCACUGAUGGCACCACAACGGAGAUGUACAGCACAAUAAUUGUCCCUCUGGCGGGUAACAACGGCACGACCACCACUGACAUCUCAUUAAUUAACCCAUGUACAGUAGAUACUAACUGUGCUCCUAACGAGCACUGUAAGCUGGGCAAUUGCCAUAAGAAAGAGCCACCGGGUUCACCGAAAACACCAGAGCCCUGCCAAUCGAACAACGAUUGCAUUGAGAGCGAGGCCUGUUAUAUGGGUCUGUGCCAGGAUCCGUGCGAAUUUGCCAAGAUAUGCGCUGCAAGUGCCAAGUGUACGGCUAAGAGUCAUCGACCCAUAUGCACCUGUCCGCAGGGACAUGAGGGCAAUCCAAUGGUCAAGUGUGUGCCCACCGAAACCUCAAUUGAAUGCACAGACAAUUCCGACUGCGGCGUCACGGAGGCUUGCAUUAAUCAGAGAUGCCAGCAUCCAUGCGAUGUCCAUGAUCCCUGUGCCACGAAUGCCAUUUGCAUCAACACCAACCAUGCUGCGGACUGCAGUUGCGGCGAUGGUUUCCAGGGCAAUGGACGUGUCGGCUGUCAGCCAGCACGCACCCAUGUCUGCCAAUACAACGAGGACUGUCCACCGACGAAGCUUUGCGAUCGCCUCAAUCGUCGCUGCAUCAAUCCCUGCCAAGAGGAUUCCUGUGGCGAGAAUGCCGAGUGCGUACCCAUCAACCACGGCACCGACUGUCGCUGUCUGCCCGGCUUUCUGGGCAAUGCCUAUGUGCAGUGUUCACCGCUGCAGGGAUGUCGUGCCGACACCGAGUGCGAUUCUAGUCAGGCCUGCAUCAAUGGAAAGUGUGCAUCGCCCUGCCAGUGCGGAGCUUUUGCCCUCUGCGAUGUGAUCAACCAUCGUGGGGUGUGCAAGUGCCCGCCUGGAUAUAAUGGAAAUCCCCAGGUGGGCUGCAGUCCACCGCAGAAUCCCUGCGAUCCCAAUCCCUGUGGCCUCAGUGCCCUGUGCGAACUGGACAACGGCAAUCCGAUUUGUUAUUGUCCCAAGGGACUCACGGGAAAUCCAUUCAAGAAUUGCAUCCCGGAAGGCGAUGAAUGUACACCGAAUCCAUGCGGACCCAACUCUGGAUGUCGUCGCGUUGAUGGUCAACCCAUCUGCUUCUGCCUGCCCGAAUACGAGGGUCAGCCACCGUCGAUAGCCUGCGAGCUGCCAUCCAACCCAUGCGAUCCAUCGCCAUGCGGCCCCAACACUCAGUGCUCUGUCCUGAGCAACGGCUUCUCCAAGUGCACCUGCUUGCCGGGUUACGUGGAGAGUCCGAACACCAUUCGUGGCUGUGUGGAGCCCAUUAACCCAUGCGAUCCUAGUCCAUGUGGUACUGGAGCCAUCUGCGACUCGUCGCGUCAGCCAGUGUGCUACUGUCCAGACAACAAGAUUGGAAAUCCCUUCAGGCUGUGCGAGAAGCCCGCGGUGUCGGUUGAGCUCUGUCAGCCUGGUCCUUGUGGCCGGAAUGCCGACUGCUAUGUGGCCGGCAAUCGUGAGGAAUGCUACUGUCGCUCUGGCUAUGUGGGCGAUGCCUACCAAGGAUGCCGCGAGCCAAGUCGUACCGUCUGCGACCCUAAUCCAUGCGGACCCAAUGCCAAUUGCGUUGUGGCCGGCGAUGGACAAACUGCCUGCGUGUGCCCCGAAGGUCUCUCAGGGGACCCAACAUCUCUUGUGGGCUGUCACGGCUAUGAGUGUCAGGUGGAUGCCGAUUGUCCGCACAGCAAAGCCUGCAUGGGCUUCCGUUGCUACGAUCCAUGCCCCGGAGCUUGCGGUCAUGGAGCCAACUGCCGCGUUGAGGAGCACCAUCCCGUGUGCUCGUGCAAUGCUGGCUUGACUGGCAACCCAGGAGUUCGUUGCUAUGCCCUUGACCAUCCGAAGACCAAUCCGUGUGUGCCCAGUCCCUGCGGCGUUAAUAGCGAGUGCAAGCUGCUCAACAAUCGCGCCGUUUGCUCCUGCAUUCCCGGCUACCUGGGCGAUCCUGAGUCGGGCUGCCAGCCGGAAUGUGACAUCAACUCGGACUGUGGCGAGACCUUGUCGUGCAUCAACCACAAGUGCGUGGAUCCCUGUGCGGGUGCCAUUUGUGGUAUCAAUGCCAUUUGCAAUGUCCGCCAGCAUACGCCAGUGUGCCAUUGCUUGGACGGAUUCGCCGGCGAUGCCUUCCUGCAGUGCGUUCCGAUUGGCAUUUUGAAGAACGUUUCCCGUGACCCGUGUGCCCCGUCACCCUGUGGACCGCGCGACGUAUGCUCGGUCUAUGGCGAUGGUGUGGCAUUGUGUGAUCCCUGCUUUGGACCCAAUGCCCAGCAGAAUCCCCGCUGCCGACCGGAAUGCGUGGCCAACUCCGACUGCCCCUUCGAUCGUGCCUGUUUGGGUCAGCGCUGCCUCGAUCCCUGCCCCGGCUCCUGCGGUCGCAAUGCCGCGUGCAAUGUGUACGAGCAUAAUCCGGUGUGUUCCUGCCCCGCGGGUCUCUAUGGAAAUCCCUACGAACAGUGCACCAUUCAGUCGGCAAUUGUGCCAACACCCGCGCCAAGCUGCGCGAAGCUGCAGUGCGGUGCCAAUGCUGAAUGCAAGCGCGCCCCCGGUGGCCUCGCCUGCGUCUGCCGUAAGGGAUACUUUGGUGAUCCACAUAUCGGCUGUCGCCCAGAGUGCGUACUCAAUAGCGACUGCCCUGCGGAUAAGGCCUGCAUGAACUCCAAGUGUGUGGAGGCCUGUUCCGGCGUGUGUGGCAUCAAUGCCGUCUGCCGUGUGGUGAACCAUGCUCCAGUGUGCAUCUGUUCCGAGGGCUAUAGUGGAGAUGCAUCCAUUUCGUGCAAUCCCUACUAUCUGCCACCCGAUUCAACGCCCAUAGUGCGACCACAUCCUUGCGAACCAUCGCCCUGCGGUCCCAACUCACGUUGUCUGGCCACCUCCGAGGGAUAUGCCGCCUGCUCCUGCCUGCCCAACUUCAAGGGUGCACCGCCUGUCUGCCAGCCCGAGUGCGUCGUCAGCUCCGAGUGUGCCCCCAAUCAGGCAUGUCUGAAUCAGAGAUGCGCAGAUCCCUGUCCCGGUAUCUGCGGUGUCGGAGCACGCUGUGAGGUUCUCAAUCACAAUCCAAUUUGCUCUUGCGAGCAAAAGUUCGAGGGAGAUCCGUUCGUUGCCUGCUCGCCCAUACCCGAGCCGGGACGUGAGGUUGAUCUGCCCAAGAAUCCGUGCGUGCCCUCGCCCUGUGGACCCAACUCCAUAUGCCAGAUCAAACAGAACCGACCCGUCUGCUCCUGUGUGGCCAACUACAUCGGCAGCCCGCCCUAUUGUCGGCCAGAGUGCACCCUCAGCAGCGAGUGUCCCUCGGACAAGGCCUGCAUCCAUGAGAAGUGCCAGAACCCGUGCGCCAAUGUCUGUGGACACAAUGCCCGCUGCACGGUCAUCGCGCACUCUGCUCACUGCAGCUGCGACCAGGGCUACGAGGGAGAUGCCUUCAUCGGCUGCUCCCAGACAAAGGAAGAGAAAUCCGGUGAUGACUUUGGACCCUGCUAUCCCAAUCCUUGUGCUGAGAAUGCUGUGUGCACCCCACACAACAAUGCAGCUCGCUGUAGCUGCAUUGAGCCAUACUUUGGCGAUCCGUACAGCACUGGAUGCCGUCCCGAAUGUAUCUACAGCUCGGAAUGCCCCUCGUCGUUGGCCUGCAUCAAGCAGCACUGCCGCAAUCCUUGCACCGGUGCCUGUGGACCCAAUGCCGAGUGUGCGGUGGUUAACCACUUGCCAUCCUGCAUCUGUUCGCGUGGCCACGAGGGCGAUCCGUUCGUGGGCUGCAAGCGUAUGCCCGUGGGACCUGUGAGCGUCUGUGAGCCCAACCCCUGUGGACCCAACAGCAUCUGCCGUACGGUGGAAGGCCAUCCCACGUGCAGCUGCCAGGUUGGCUACUUUGGUGCCCCGCCCCAAUGCCGGCCCGAGUGCGUUGUCAGCUCGGAGUGCUCGCAGCAUUUGGCAUGCAUCAACCAGAAGUGUGCCGAUCCUUGUGCCGAAACCUGCGGCUUCAAUGCCAAGUGUCAAGUGAAAAACCACAAUCCGAUAUGCUCCUGCCCCAGCGACUACAUAGGCGAUCCCUUCGAGCAAUGUGUGCCCAAGCCAUCUGAACCUCCACGCAAUGUGGAUCCCUGCCUGCCCAGUCCAUGUGGACCCAAUGCCAAUUGCCGGAAUGUGAAUAAUCGCGCUGAAUGUUCGUGUGCUCAGGGCAUGUUCGGUGCUCCACCGAGCUGCCGACCCGAGUGCGUUAUCAAUGAAGAUUGUCCAUCGAAUCGCGCUUGCAUACGACAAAGAUGCGAGGAUCCUUGCAUUGGAAUCUGUGGCUUUAAUGCCCAGUGCUCCACACAGAACCAUCAGCCCAAGUGCGGUUGCAUUGAGGGCUUCGAGGGCGACCCGUACACCGGUUGCAAUAUGCGAGAGAUCGUGGUCCUGGACCAACCCGCCGAUCCAUGUCACCCAUCCCCAUGUGGUGCGAAUGCCAUCUGUCGCGAACGCAACGGUGCCGGUUCCUGCAGCUGCAUCCAGAAUUAUUUCGGUGAUCCCUACAUUAAUUGCCGCCCCGAGUGUGUGCAGAACAGUGACUGCCCCGCGAGCAGGGCCUGCCUCAAUAUGAAGUGUCGCGAUCCCUGCGAAAAUGCCUGUGGCUUCAAUGCCAUCUGUCGAGUGGCCCAUCACCAGGCGGUGUGUAGCUGUGAGCCCGGUUUCACGGGCAAUCCACAGCGCGCAUGCGUCGAACGUCCCUCAAAUAUGUACCUGCCCUUGCCCAAAGAUCCUUGUAGACCAUCGCCCUGUGGCUUGUUUAGCACUUGCCACGUGGCUGGCGAUCAUCCCGUCUGCGCUUGCCUGCCGGACUACCUUGGUGUUCCGCCCAACUGCAAGCCCGAGUGCCGCACAAGUGGGGAAUGUCCCUCGGAUAGGGCCUGUAUCAAUCAACGUUGCCGCGAUCCCUGUCCCGGCACCUGUGGCUACAAUGCGCGUUGUCGCUGCACGAAUCACUCCCCCAUUUGUAGCUGCAUCGAUGGCUACACUGGAGAUCCGUUCCACCAGUGUCUGCCCGAAAGAAAACCAGCGCCAAUACCAGACCCCAUCGUGCCAUUGAAUCCCUGCGUGCCAUCGCCCUGCGGCCCCAACUCUCAGUGCCAGGUGGCCAGCACCGGAGCCGUGUGCUCCUGCGUGGCCAACUACAUUGGACGUCCACCGGCCUGCCGGCCAGAGUGUAGCAUAAAUUCGGAGUGCCCCGCCCGGAUGGCCUGCAUGAAUGCGCGUUGUGCCGACCCGUGCAUCGGUUCCUGCGGCAACAAUGCCCUCUGUCACGUCAGCCAGCAUGCACCCGUGUGCAUGUGCGAGCCUGGGUUCAGCGGCGAUCCCUUCUCCGGCUGCUUCAAGAUCUUAGAAACGCCUAUUGAGGUCUCUCAACCAUGUCGUCCCAGUCCUUGCGGUUUGAAUGCCUUGUGCGAGGAGCGAAAUCGCGCUGCUGCCUGCAAAUGUCUGCCCGAAUACUUUGGGGAUCCGUACACUGAGUGUCGCCCCGAGUGCGUCAUCAAUUCGGACUGUCCCAAGUCGCGUGCCUGCGUUAAUCAGAGAUGCGUCGAUCCCUGUCCCGGAAUGUGCGGUCAUAGCGCCCUCUGUGCUGUCUUCAAUCAUGCGCCCAACUGUGAAUGCCUGCCCGGCUACACGGGAAAUCCCAUUGUCGGCUGUCACCUGGUGCCCGAGACACCACGCUAUCCCGAUCCUAUAGUACCCGAAAAUCCAUGCCAACCCUCGCCCUGCGGCCUCUACAGCAACUGUCGCCCGGUCAAUGGCCAUGCAGUGUGCUCCUGUGUACCCAACUACAUUGGCUCUCCGCCCAACUGCCGACCCGAGUGCAUGAGCAGCUCGGAGUGCGCACAGGACAAGUCGUGUCUGAACGAACGGUGCAAAGAUCCCUGCCCGGGCACCUGUGGCAACAAUGCGCUCUGCCGUGUCGUUAACCAUAAUCCCAUCUGCUCCUGCAGUCCCGGCUUCAGCGGUGAUCCAUUCGUCCGCUGUUUCCCACAAGAAAAACGCCCCAUCGUCCAUGAUCGUGUCGAGCCAUGCGUUCCAUCGCCAUGUGGGCCAAACUCUCAGUGUCGGGUUUCGGCGGCUAAUGAGCAGGCCGUCUGCUCAUGCUUGCAACAUUAUGUGGGUAGGGCGCCAAAUUGCAGACCCGAGUGCACCUCAGACUCGGAGUGUGCCGGCAACAUGGCAUGCAUCAAUCUGCGGUGCCGGGAUCCCUGCGUGGGUACCUGCGGCAGUCAGACCACAUGUCUUGUAAAUAAUCAUAGACCGAUCUGCCGCUGCCUCGAAGGCUAUGCGGGCGAUCCAUUCUCCGAGUGUAGUCCACAAAUUAUCGUAACGCCCGAGGUGGCACAGCCCUGCAAUCCCAGUCCCUGCGGCGCCAAUGCGGUGUGCAACGAGCGCAACGGCGUUGGCUCCUGUUCCUGCCUGCCCGAAUACAGUGGGGAUCCGUACACCGAAUGCCGGCCGGAGUGUGUCCUGAACAGCGACUGUUCGAAGAAUCGCGCCUGCCUCAACAACAAGUGCCGCGAUCCCUGCCCCGGCGUGUGCGGAGUCUCCGCCGAGUGCCAUGUGAUUAACCACGCGCCUAGCUGCAGCUGCCCCUCCGGAUACACGGGCAACCCAUCACAGUACUGCCGGGAAAUACCAAAAUUGGCCCCGCCUGUCCAGCCAUGUCGCCCGUCGCCCUGUGGCCCUUACAGCCAGUGCCGCGAGGUGAACGGACAUGCGGUCUGCUCGUGCACGACCAACUAUGUGGGCACUCCGCCCGCCUGUCGACCAGAGUGCUCGGUCAGUUCCGAGUGCUCCCAAGACAGAGCUUGCGUGAAUCUGCGCUGUGUAGACCCCUGUCCCGGAACCUGCGGCCACGAGGCCAUUUGCAAGGUGACGAACCACAAUCCCAUCUGCUCGUGCCCCAGUGGCUUCACUGGUGAUCCGUUUGUGCGAUGCGCCCCACGGCAACAAGAACCGGAACAGCCGAAGUCCAAUGAGAGUCCCUGUGUGCCCAGUCCCUGCGGUCGCAACUCCCAAUGUCGCGUUGUGGGCGAGACUGGCGUCUGUUCCUGUCUGCCCAACUUCGUGGGCCGUGCCCCCAACUGCCGACCAGAGUGUACUCUCAAUUCCGAGUGUCCUGCCAAUCUGGCGUGCAUCAAUGAGCGCUGCAUAGACCCGUGUCCGGGCUCGUGCGGCUUCAAUGCCUUCUGCAGUGUCGUUGGCCACUCGCCCAUCUGCUCCUGCGACAAUGGCUACACUGGCGAUCCAUUUGCUGGCUGCAAUCCGCAACCCUUGCCCGAACCCGAUGAACGCCUGACACCUUGCCAACCCUCGCCCUGCGGCCCCAAUGCCGAAUGCCGUGAACGCAAUGGCGCCGGCUCCUGUACAUGUCUGCCAGAGUACUUUGGCGAUCCGUACAGUGGCUGUCGACCCGAGUGCGUGGUGAAUAGCGACUGCUCACGCGACAAGUCGUGCGUCAACCAGAAAUGCGUGGACCCAUGUCCGGGUGUUUGUGGCCUGAACGCCGAGUGUCGUGUGUCCAAUCACUUGCCCAGCUGCUCCUGCCUGGCCGGAUACACAGGAAAUCCCUCUAGUGCAUGCCGUGAAAUACCCCAACUGCCACCACCACCCCUGGCCGAUGUGAAUCCCUGUAGACCCUCGCCCUGCGGUCCGUACAGCCAGUGUCGGGAGAUCAAUAACCAUGCCGUGUGCUCUUGCCAGCCCGGACUCGUUGGCUCUGCCCCCAACUGUCGGCCCGAGUGUAUCAUAAGCUCCGAUUGUGCCCAAGAUCUCAACUGUCAGAAUCAAAAGUGUGUGGACCCGUGUCCGGGCACAUGCGGCAUUGAGGCACGUUGCCAGGUCAUAAACCACUAUCCUGCAUGCUCCUGUGCCCCAGGCUACACCGGCGAUCCCUUCAAUCGAUGCACGAAAAUAUUGUUGGAGCCCACAAUAACCGAAAAGACCGGUAAUCCCUGUGUACCCUCACCGUGCGGAGCCAACUCGAAAUGCAUUGAUGUGCGCGGUUCCCCUGCAUGCUCCUGUCUGCCGGACUACCUCGGACGGCCGCCAAACUGUCGGCCCGAGUGCAUGAGUAGUGCCGACUGCCCGGCGAAUCUCGCGUGUGUCAAUCAGCGUUGCGCAGAUCCGUGUGUUGGAGCUUGUGGCCAGAACUCUCUGUGCCAGGUGAUCAAGCAUCGUCCAACAUGCGAAUGCGUGCCUGGUUACACCGGCGAUCCGUUCUCCGGCUGUGCUGUUGUACAGCAAAUUACCCCAACGGAGGCGCCACGUAAUCCCUGCAAUCCCAGUCCGUGCGGUGCUAAUGCCGUGUGUCGGGAGCGCAACAGCGCUGGCUCCUGCACCUGUCUGCCAGAAUACUUUGGCGAUCCGUACAGUGGCUGCCGACCGGAAUGUGUACAAAACGAUGACUGCGAUCGCUCCCGUGCCUGCAUCAACAGCAAGUGCCAGGAUCCUUGUCCCGGUGCAUGCGGCAUUAAUGCCGAGUGCCGUGUCCUGAACCAUGGUCCCAACUGCAACUGCUUCGAAGGAUACACCGGGGAUCCGCAUCGUUCGUGCGAACCGAUUGAAGUUGUCACACGACGACCGGAGAACCCAUGCCAGCCCUCACCCUGCGGACCCUACAGCCAGUGCCUGGACACGAACAGCCAUGCGGUGUGCUCCUGCCUGGAAGGUUACAUCGGAGCGCCGCCCAGCUGCAAGCCGGAAUGUGUUGUCAGCUCUGAGUGCCCCCAGAAUCGCGCGUGCAUCAACCAAAAGUGUGCCGAUCCGUGUCGCGGAUCGUGCGGCAAUAAUGCCAAGUGCCAGGUGGUGAACCACAAUCCCAUUUGCAGCUGUGUGCCCGGCAUGACCGGCGAUCCCAUCAGCGGCUGUUCACCCAGCGAAGAUGGCAAGAGCACGGAUAACCCAUGUGUGCCCUCGCCCUGCGGCCCCAACUCAAUUUGCCGUGAGAUCGGAAACCAAGCGGCCUGCUCCUGCAAUGCCAAUUUCAUUGGACGUCCGCCAAACUGCCGGCCAGAGUGCACCAACAACGACGAGUGCCAGAAUCAUCUGUCCUGCCAGCAGGAGCGUUGCGUUGACCCGUGCCCUGGCUCUUGCGGCAGCAAUGCCGUCUGUCAGGUGGUACAACACAAUGCAGUCUGCUCCUGUGCCGAUGGCUACGAGGGUGAGCCGCUCUUUGGCUGCCAGCUGAUACCCCUGCUCCUGCCCACAGAAGCGCCCACAUCGCCAUGCGAACCGUCGCCAUGCGGCCCCCAUGCCGAGUGCCGCGAACGCAACGGAGCCGGCGCCUGCUACUGCCAUGAGGGCUUCGAAGGCAAUCCCUACGAUGCCCAGCGCGGCUGCCGACGCGAGUGCGAGAUCAACGAUGAGUGCACGGCCGCCCAGGCGUGUGUACGCUUCAAGUGCAUCGAUCCUUGUGAUAAUAUGUGCGGAGAGUACGCUCUCUGUACAGUCGAUAACCAUGUGCCCACCUGCAACUGUCCACCAGGCUACAGUGGAGAUCCGUUCUUCAGCUGCAAGCCUGUGCCGGUUACACCACGGCCUCCGCUUAACCCGUGCAAUCCCUCGCCCUGCGGCCCCAACAGCAACUGUCGCAGCAUCAACAACCAGGCCGUGUGCUCCUGCCAGUCAGGCUUCGUCAAUCAGCCACCCAACUGCCGCCCCGAGUGCAUAGUCAGUGCAGAGUGUGCCCCAGAGCGGGCUUGCGUGAACAAGAAGUGUGUGGAUCCAUGUCUGCACACCUGCGGCAUUCGUGCCAUCUGCAGCACCAAGAACCACAGCCCCAUCUGCACGUGCCCACGCGGCAUGACCGGUGAUCCCUUCGUACAGUGCACCAGGAUACCCAUAACACACGAUGUGACGACACCAGAGCCACCAGCGGCAUCUUGUGUGCCCUCGCCUUGCGGUCCCAAUGCCAAGUGCCAGAUUGUUGGCAAUAGUCCGGCCUGCUCCUGCCUGCCUAACUUUAUCGGCGCACCACCGCGUUGCCGGCCGGAAUGUGUCCUCAACUCUGAAUGUGGACCCACGGAGGCGUGCAUCAAUCAAAAGUGCGGCGAUCCGUGCUCUGGUUCCUGUGGCUUCGAGGCCAAGUGCCAUGUGCUGAAUCAUCUGCCCAUUUGCAACUGCAUCGAGGGCUACGAGGGCGAUCCGUUUGUGCGCUGCACAGAGAAACCAGAAGGCAAGACACCGCCGCCUGUCAAGAACGAUCCGUGCAAUCCGAGUCCCUGUGGCCCGAAUGCCGACUGCUUUGCCGGUGAGUGCCGCUGCCAGAAUAACUAUCAAGGAAACGCCUACGAGGGCUGUCGACCAGAGUGUACGCUAUCGGCGGAUUGCUCUCGGGACAAGGCCUGCAUGCGGAACAAGUGUGUGGAUCCGUGCCCCGGCAUCUGUGGCAACAAUGCCGUUUGCGAGGUGAUGAACCACAUACCCGUGUGCUCGUGUCUGCAAGGCUACGAAGGCGAUCCGUUCACCAAUUGCCGCGUGAAGCCCAUCGAAGAUACACCCAAGCCCCAGGCCUGUGCUCCAUCCCCGUGCGGAUCGAACAGCCAGUGCCGUGAUGUCAAUGGACAUGCCGUCUGCUCUUGCCUGGAAGGAUACAUUGGGGCGCCGCCUCAAUGCCGUCCCGAGUGCGUUGUCUCCAGCGAAUGCUCCGCCCUACAAGCGUGUGUCAACAAGAAGUGCGUGGAUCCCUGCGCCGCUGCUUGUGGCCUGGAGGCACGCUGUGAGGUCAUUAAUCACAGCCCCAUCUGUGGCUGCCCGCCGGGCCGAACUGGUGAUCCCUUCAAGCAGUGCACAGAGAUUCCUGUGGCACCACCGCCAGAUGUUAAGGAAGCGCCAAGAGAUCCCUGUGUGCCCUCGCCUUGUGGACCCAACUCCAUAUGCAAGCCCGAUGAGCGUGGACCCGUGUGCCAGUGCCAGCCAGAGUUCUUUGGCUCGCCGCCCAACUGCCGACCCGAGUGCAUCAUCAAUCCUGAUUGUGCCUCUACGCAGGCGUGCAUCAACAACAAGUGCCGCGAUCCCUGUCCCGGCUCGUGUGGCACAAACGCCGAGUGCCGCGUCAUCGGACACACUGUCUCUUGCUCCUGCCCCGUGGGAUAUGCUGGCAACGCGUUUGUGCAGUGUGUGCCGCAACAGGAGGAGCCGAUCAAGCCAUGCCAACCCUCGCCUUGUGGAGCCAAUGCCGAGUGCAUCGAACGGAACGGAGCUGCUGCCUGCAAGUGCAUCGACGAGUACCAAGGCAAUCCCUACGAGGGCUGCCGACCCGAGUGCGUGCUCAGCUCAGACUGUACGACGGACAAGGCGUGCAUAAGGAACAAGUGCCAGGAUCCCUGCCCGGGCAUCUGUGGUCUGAAUGCCCAGUGUUAUGCCGUGAAUCAUGUGCCAAAUUGUGUGUGCCUUGAUGGCCACACGGGCGAUCCUUUUGCCAACUGUCGCCGAGUGGAACCUUCAACACCACCUCCAGUCGCCGAUCCAUGCAUUCCCUCGCCCUGUGGCGCCAACAGCAAGUGCCGCAUUGCCAACGGACUGGCCGUCUGCUCCUGCCUGGAGAACUUCAUUGGAGUUCCACCGAACUGCAAGCCCGAGUGCACGGUGAAUGCCGAGUGCCAGCCAAACAAGGCUUGCCACAAGUUCCGCUGCGCCAAUCCCUGUGCCAAGACGUGCGGUAUCAAUGCCAAGUGCGAGGUGAUCAACCACAAUCCCAUCUGCAGCUGCCCCUCUGAUUUGACGGGCGAUCCAUUCGCUCGCUGUUAUCCAGCGCCAGCCAUUGCCGGACCGAAGGACGUGCCUGUCUCGAAGACACCCUGCCAGCCCUCGCCCUGCGGCCUCUACUCGGAGUGUCGCGUGCGUGACGAGCAGGCCUCCUGCUCCUGCCUGCCCAACUACAUUGGAGCGCCGCCCAACUGCCGGCCCGAGUGCAUUGUGAACACGGACUGCUCGUCGAAUCGCGCCUGUAUUGCCGAGAAGUGUCGCGAUCCCUGCGACGGCUCCUGCGGCAUCAACUCCGAGUGUCGCAUCCAGAACCAUCUGGCUAUAUGUACCUGCCGCGGUGGAUUCACCGGUGAUCCGUUUGUCCAGUGCGUAGAGAUCAUUGAGACGGUCACAAGGCCGCCACUGAACGAGCCACAGGAUCCCUGCGACCUGCAACCAUGUGGAGCCAAUGCGGAAUGCAACCAGGGCACAUGCACAUGCCUGAGAGACUACCAGGGCGAUCCCUACACGGGCUGUCGUCCAGAGUGUACACUCAGCACCGACUGCGCCCCCGUCAAGGCCUGUUUGAACAAGAAGUGCGUCGAUCCAUGUCCCGGAGUGUGUGGCCAGAACUCGCAGUGCGAUGUCUCCAAUCACAUACCGAUCUGCAGCUGCCUGCAGGGCUACACGGGUGAUCCGUUCGUGCAUUGCCGCCUGGAGACGCCCGUGGCCAAGGACCCAUGCCAGCCGAACCCGUGCGGUCCCAACAGCCUGUGUCAUGUGUCUGCGCAAGGACCGGUGUGUGCCUGCCAGCAAGGCAUGCUGGGCUCCCCGCCCGCCUGCAAACCUGAGUGCAUUGUCAGCUCCGAGUGCUCCCUGCAAACGGCCUGUGUGCAAAGAAAGUGCGUGGAUCCUUGUCCCGGUGCCUGCGGCCAGUUCGCACGCUGCCAAGUUAUCAACCACAAUCCAUCGUGCUCCUGUAACUCUGGCUACACCGGAGAUCCAUUCACGCGCUGCUUCCAGGAAGAACGCAAGCCACCAACGCCAACAGAACCUUGUCAACCAUCACCCUGCGGACCUAAUUCGGAGUGCAAGGUGCUCAAUGGCAAUGCGGCCUGCUCGUGCGCAGCCACCUUCAUUGGUACACCGCCCAGCUGCCGGCCAGAGUGCUCCAUCAAUCCGGAAUGUCCACCGACCAAGGCUUGCAUACGCCAGAAGUGUGCCGAUCCCUGCGUGAAUGCCUGCGGCUUCAAUGCUCGCUGCAAUGUGGCGAAUCAUCAACCCAUCUGCACAUGCGAUGUGGGCUAUACAGGAGAUCCGUUCACCGGCUGUCAAAAGGAGCAAGAGCGCAUUGUCAAUGAACAGGUAACGCCCUGCGAACCCAAUCCCUGCGGCUCGAAUGCCGUGUGCCGCGAACGCAAUGGGAUCGGCUCCUGCCAGUGCCUGCCCGAUUACUUUGGCGAUCCCUACCAGUCCUGCCGCCCCGAAUGCAUCCGAAACUCUGACUGUCCCACGAACAAGGCCUGCCAGCAGCAGAAAUGUCGCGAUCCCUGCCCCGGUACCUGCGGCACAAAUGCUGACUGCAGCGUUACGAAUCAUCUGCCCACCUGUACAUGCCGCAUCGGAUACAUAGGUGAUCCCUACCGCUACUGCCAUGUGGAGCCAGCGCAACCUAUCCGUCUGGCCGAACCCACACAACCCUGUCGCCCCUCGCCGUGUGGCCCCAACUCUCAGUGUCGCGAACUCAACGGCCAGGCCGUCUGCUCCUGUCUCGAGCUGUACAUCGGUCUGCCGCCCAACUGCCGUCCCGAAUGCGUGCUCAGCAGCGAGUGUGCCACGGACAAGGCGUGCAUAAGUCAGCGCUGUCAAGAUCCCUGCCCUGGAACAUGCGGCAUCAAUGCCGAGUGCCGGGUGCGCAAUCAUGGUCCACUCUGUCAGUGUCGUCAAGGUUUCACCGGUGAUUCCUUUACCCGUUGUUAUGCUCUGCCACCCCCACCGCCUGUGAUUCAACGUGUUGAUCGUGAUCCCUGCAUGCCAUCGCCCUGCGGCUUGAACAGUCAGUGUCGCAAUGUGCAGGGUGUGCCCUCCUGUUCCUGUCUGCCCGAGUUCCUGGGCGCACCGCCCAACUGUCGUCCGGAAUGCACCAUCAGUGCCGAGUGUGCCUCGAAUUUGGCUUGCAUCCGUGAAAAAUGUAUUGAUCCGUGUCCCGGUUCUUGUGGCUACGGUGCUGAAUGCAAUGUGGUGAAUCAUACACCAAUUUGCGUCUGCCCCGUCGGCUAUACUGGUGAUCCGUUCAGCAGUUGUCGUGUGUCGCCACCCGAACCAGUUCAAAGUGAAUAUGUCGAUCCGUGCAACCCCUCACCGUGUGGUCCCAAUGCUCAGUGCUCCAACGGUGUCUGCAGCUGUUUGGCCGAAUUCCAUGGCGAUCCCUACUCCGGCUGUCGUCCAGAAUGUGUCCUCAACUCUGACUGUCCCAGGGACAAGGCGUGUCUGCGCAGCAAGUGCCACAAUCCCUGUCCGGGAACGUGCGGAGAGAAUGCCAUUUGCGAUGUCAUAAAUCACAUUCCGAUGUGCCGUUGUCCGGAUGGCACCGCUGGCAGUGCCUUUAUCCGCUGCUCGCCCGUUCAGCAAGCGAUUGUGGAAACGAAUCCCUGCCGUCCAUCACCGUGUGGACCGAACUCUCAGUGCCGCGAAGUCAACCAGCAAGCGGUAUGUUCCUGCCUGUCCAACUAUAUCGGAGCCCCGCCAUCCUGCCGCCCUGAGUGCACCUCAAACUCCGAGUGUGCACCCUCGCAAGCGUGUCUGAACCAGCGUUGCGGUGAUCCAUGCCCUGGAACCUGCGGCGUGGGUGCCAAAUGUGCUGUGGUCAGCCACAGUCCCUUCUGUACCUGUCCCGAACGCUUCACGGGCAAUCCCUUCAUCCGUUGUCAGCCACAAAUUGAACCCGUACGUGAUCUUGUCCCAGUCGAACCCUGUCGCCCAUCGCCUUGUGGUCCCUACUCCCAAUGCCGCCCCGUUGGCCAAGAAGCCCCUGCCUGUUCCUGUCUGGAGAGCUACAUUGGACGGCCACCGAACUGUCGGCCAGAGUGUGUAACGAGCUCGGACUGCACCAGCCAGUUGGCAUGUGUCAACCAGAAGUGCGUCGAUCCCUGUCCCGGACGAUGUGGCCUCAAUGCCGAGUGUCGUGUGGUGAGCCAUGCGGUGCAGUGCAUCUGCCAGCAGGGCUUCACCGGUGAUCCAUUCGUGCAGUGCAGUCCCGAGAUGAUUCGCGAUAUUGAGGUCAGCACUCCGUGCAGCCCCAGUCCCUGUGGACCGAAUGCCGUGUGUCGCGAUCGAAAUGGGGCUGGCUCCUGCCAGUGUCUGCCCGAAUACUUUGGAGAUCCCUAUGCCGGCUGUCGGCCCGAGUGCAUGCUCGACUCGGACUGUCCCUCGAACAGGGCGUGCCAGCAGCUGAAAUGCCAGGAUCCCUGUCCCGGAACAUGCGGUCUGAAUGCCCAAUGCCAGGUGGUGAACCAUCUGCCGACCUGCAACUGUCUCACCGGAUAUCUGGGUGAUCCCUACCGCCAAUGCACGCGAAUGCAAGAGCCAAUACAAAACGAAUACGUGGAUCCCUGCAAGCCCUCGCCCUGCGGCCCCAACUCCCAGUGUCGUGUGGCCAAUGAGCAGGCCGUUUGCUCCUGUCUGCCCCUGUUUGUGGGAACUCCACCCGCCUGCCGGCCCGAGUGCACCAUCUCCUCAGAGUGUCCCAGCCAUCAGGCAUGCGUUAACCAGAAGUGCGUCGAUCCAUGCAGUGGCGACACUUGCGGCAGCAAUGCCGUGUGUCGUGUGCGCAACCACAGUCCCAUCUGCAGUUGCCUCAGCGGCUUCACUGGUGACGCCUUUACUCGUUGCUUCCCCAUUCCACCGCCACCGCCCGAAAGGAUCCAAGAACCACUGAGAGAUCCCUGUCUGCCCACGCCCUGUGGCCCCAAUUCCGAGUGCCGCAACAUCAAUGGAGUGCCCGCGUGCUCCUGUCUGCCAAGCUUCAUGGGCCAAGCGCCCAACUGCCGCCCCGAGUGCACCAUCAAUGCCGAGUGUCCCGCCAAUAGGGCGUGCAUCAAUCAGCGAUGUCGCGAUCCCUGUCCAGGGGCUUGCGGCCUGGAUGCUGUCUGUAGUGUCAUCAAUCAUACGCCGCUCUGCGCCUGCAUCGAUGGUUAUAUCGGAAAUCCAUUCACCAGAUGCAACCCCAAGCCACCAGAGCCCACAUCCCCGCCACCAGUCAGCGACGAUCCGUGCAAUCCCUCGCCCUGCGGCUCGAAUGCCGUGUGCCGCAAUGGCCAGUGCUCGUGUAUACCCGAAUAUCAGGGAGAUCCCUAUGUCUCCUGCCGCCCCGAGUGCGUGCUGAACACGGACUGUCCCAGAGAUCGGGCGUGCGUGCGCAACAAGUGCAUAGAUCCAUGUCCAGGCACCUGUGGCGUGAACGCCCUUUGCGAAGUGACAAAUCACAUACCCAUCUGUCGCUGUCCCGAUCGAAUGUCGGGCAAUGCAUUCUUCGAGUGUCGUCCCGUGCCGGCGGCGCCAAUCAUUCAACAGAAUCCCUGCCAGCCAACGCCAUGCGGACCCAACAGUCAGUGUCGCGUGGUGCAGAACACUGCCGUCUGCUCCUGCCUGCGGGAUUACGUGGGCAGUCCGCCCCAGUGCCGACCAGAGUGUGUCACCAACUCGGACUGUCCGGCUGAUCAGUCGUGUCAGAAUAUGAAGUGCCGCGAUCCCUGUCCGGGCACCUGCGGCUUCAAUGCUUUGUGCAACGUUGUCAACCACAGUCCCUUCUGCAGCUGCCCCACGGGCAUGUCCGGCAAUCCGUUCGUCAGCUGCCAGCAGCUGCCACAACGCGAUGAUCGACCACAGAACCCCUGUCAGCCCUCGCCCUGCGGCGCCAACUCUGAGUGUCGCGUCUCUGGAGACUCUCCAUCCUGCUCCUGCCUGCCAGAGUUCGUUGGAGCUCCGCCCAACUGCAAGCCCGAGUGCAUAUCCAGCUCCGAGUGCCCCACCAACAGAGCCUGCAUCAACCAGAAAUGUGUUGAUCCCUGUCCUGGAUUGUGCGGACAGAAUGCAAACUGUCGGGUGUUUAGCCACACGGCCAUGUGCCUGUGCGAGAACGGCUUCACUGGAGAUCCAUUCAGCCAGUGUAACCCUGUCCGAGCUGCACCCGUGGAGGUGCUGCAGCCCUGCAAUCCCAGUCCUUGCGGCGUCAAUGCCAAGUGCGAGGAGCGCGGUGGAGCUGGCUCCUGCACCUGUCUGCCGGAAUACUUUGGCAAUCCCUACGAUGGCUGUCGGCCCGAAUGUGUUCUCAACUCGGACUGUCCCUCAAACAGAGCGUGCGUGAAUCAAAAGUGCCGCGAUCCCUGUCCAGGAGUGUGCGGCCAGAGCGCCGAGUGCCAGGUGGUCAAUCAUCUGGCCACAUGCAAUUGUCUGAUUGGUUACACCGGAGACCCGUACACUCAAUGUCGCAUCGUAGAGAACGAACCACCCGUACCCAUCUAUGUGAAUCCCUGCCAGCCGUCACCCUGCGGUCCCAACUCGCGUUGCCGCGAGAUCAACGAUCAAGCUGUCUGCUCCUGUCUGCCCGAGUUCAUUGGCAGUCCCCCGGCCUGUCGUCCGGAGUGCACCAGCAGCUCUGAAUGUGCCGCCGACAAGGCGUGUGUGAAUCGCAAAUGCGUGGAUCCCUGUCCCGGAGUUUGCGGCCAGCAGGCCGAGUGCCGCGUUCGCAAUCACAAUCCCAUCUGUAGCUGUCUGAUUGGAUACACCGGAGAUCCGUUCACACGCUGUUACCGUCAGCCCCCUCCCCCAGAGGUGCCUGUAGAGAGAGAACCACUUGAUCCCUGUGUGCCCUCGCCGUGUGGCGCCAAUUCCCAGUGUCGCGAUGUCUAUGGCACACCCUCGUGCUCUUGCCUGCCCCAGUUUUUGGGAACGCCACCCAACUGCCGACCAGAGUGCUCCAUCAAUGCAGAGUGUCCCAGUCAUCAGGCGUGCAUCAAUCAAAAGUGUCGCGAUCCCUGUCCCGGCUCCUGUGGCCUCAACACCCAGUGCAAUGUGAUUAAUCACACUCCAAUCUGUAGCUGUCUUUUGGGCUAUAUCGGUGAUCCAUUCAGCGUUUGUAAUCCCGAGCCACCGCAGAAAAUUCAAGAUCCAUUGCCACCCCAAGAUCCUUGCUAUCCCUCGCCCUGUGGCUCCAACAGUCGCUGCAACAAUGGCGUCUGCUCGUGUCUGCCGGAAUACCAUGGCGAUCCCUACACCGGCUGUCGUCCCGAGUGUGUCCUGCACACAGAAUGCGAUCGUAGUCGGGCCUGUGUCCGUCACAAGUGUGUGGAUCCCUGUCCUGGUAUAUGUGGAACGAAUGCGAUAUGCGAGGUCUUGAAUCACAUUCCCAAUUGUCGCUGUCCUGCGGAAAUGCAGGGCAAUGCCUUCAUCCAGUGUAGUCCAGUUCCAAAGCUCGAUGUCGUUGAGAAUCCCUGCCAGCCCUCACCCUGCGGACCCAAUGCUCAGUGUCGCGUUGCCAACCAGCAGGCCAUUUGCUCCUGCAUCGAACCCUUCAUUGGCAGUCCACCAUUCUGUCGUCCGGAGUGCACCAGCAACGCGGAAUGUCCCCUGAACCUGGCCUGUUUGAACCAGAAAUGCAGCGAUCCCUGUCCGGGCGUCUGUGGCCGCAGUGCCCAGUGCCAUGUUACGAACCACAGUCCGUUCUGUCGCUGCCUGGACCGCCAUACGGGCAAUCCGUUUGUCAGUUGCCAGCCGAUUAUUGAGCCGCCAGUGCCACCACCGCGUCAGCCAUGCCUUCCAUCGCCCUGUGGCGCGUAUGCCCAGUGCAGAGAGAUUAAUGAGACGCCAUCGUGCACUUGUCUGCCCGAGUACAUUGGAACUCCGCCCAACUGUCGCCCCGAGUGCGUGACCAGCUCUGAGUGUCCCACAAAUCAGGCGUGCAUCCAGCAAAAGUGCCGCGAUCCAUGUCCCGGUCUGUGUGGCCUCUUGGCCGAGUGCCGUGUGCUCUCGCACACACCCAGUUGCAUCUGUCCCGAGGGCAUGGAGGGUGAUCCGUUCACCCAGUGCACGGAGAAGAGAAUUCAGCAAUUGGAUCGAUUGGACCCAUGCAAUCCCAGUCCCUGUGGCGUCAAUGCGAGAUGCACUUCGCGCCAGGAUGCUGGCUCUUGUCAGUGUCUGCCGGAAUACUUUGGCAAUCCCUACGAAGGCUGCCGUCCGGAAUGUGUCCUCAAUUCGGAUUGUCCUUCGAACAGAGCCUGUCAGCAGCAAAAGUGCGAGGAUCCCUGCCCGGGAACCUGCGGCCAGAAUGCCAUCUGCAAUGUCCUCACCCACGUGCCCAGCUGCAGCUGCAUCACGGGCUACUCCGGUGAUCCCUACCGCCAGUGCCUACCCGAACGUCAACCCAUCAAGGAGUAUGUGAAUCCCUGCCAACCCUCGCCCUGUGGCCCCAAUUCCCAGUGUCGUGAGUCCAACGAACAGGCUGUCUGCUCUUGUCUGCCCGAAUAUGUGGGUGCACCUCCCGUCUGUCGACCCGAGUGCACCAUCUCAUCAGAGUGCUCGUCGGACAAGGCCUGCGUGGGCCAGAAGUGUAUCGAUCCCUGCCCCAAUACCUGCGGAGAGCAGGCCACCUGUCGCGUCGUGAAUCACAGUCCCAUUUGCACAUGUCGUGCCGGUUACACGGGCGAUGCCUUCUAUCGCUGUGUCCCCAAGCCUCCUGUGCCAGUGGCUCCGCCAGUGCAAAAGACACCUGUCGAUCCCUGUGUGCCCUCGCCCUGUGGCCCAUACGCCGAGUGUCGUGCGAAUGGCGAUGCUCCUGUCUGCUCCUGUUCGAUUGGUUAUCUGGGUGCACCACCUAACUGCCGCCCAGAGUGUCGCAUCAAUGCAGAGUGCCUCAGUCGUGAGGCUUGCAUCAAUGAAAAGUGUCGCGAUCCCUGCCCCGGCUCCUGUGGCUUUGGCGCCACUUGCAAUGUGAUCAAUCAUACGCCCAGCUGCACCUGCCCACCGGGAUACACGGGUGACCCAUUCACUCACUGUCAGCCCCAACCACCACCACCACCAAUUGUGGAGCUAGAGGAUCCCUGCCAGCCAUCACCCUGCGGAGCCAAUGCUCUGUGCAACGCUGGCGUUUGUACGUGCAUCGCGGAAUACCAUGGUGAUCCCUAUAGCGGCUGUCGCCCCGAGUGCAUCACCAGUUUGGAUUGCUCCCGGGAUCUUGCCUGUGCGCGUCACAAGUGCUUCGAUCCCUGCCCGGGCACCUGUGCCCCCAAUGCCAUUUGUACGGUCCUCAAUCAUGUCCCGAUGUGCACCUGUCCUGAGGGUUAUGCUGGCAAUGCGUUUAUCCAGUGCCAACCAGUGCCACCACCAGCCAUUGUCCAGCCUUGUCAACCCUCGCCCUGUGGCCCCAAUUCUCAGUGCCGUGAGGCGAAUGGUCAGGCGGUAUGCUCCUGUGUGCCAGGAUAUAUUGGAACGCCUCCAAUCUGUCGUCCAGAGUGCACCUCGAACGCCGAGUGUGUGUCCCUCCAGGCGUGUGUAAAUCAAAAGUGCGUCGAUCCGUGUCCUGGUGCCUGUGGCAGGAAUGCCCAGUGCAGUGUCGUCAAUCACAAUCCCUUCUGCACGUGUCUGCCCCACUAUACGGGCAACCCGUUUGUGGGCUGCCAGCAGAUCAUCGAACCUCCACAGAGAGAGGAAAUAAUUCCACGUGAUCCCUGCCGUCCGUCCCCCUGCGGACCAAAUGCCGAGUGUCGUGCCGUUGGGGACACACCAUCGUGCUCCUGCCUGCCAGAAUUUGUGGGCUCUCCGCCGUACUGUAAGCCGGAAUGUGUGACUAACUCCGAGUGUCCAUCGAAUCGUGCUUGCAUCAAUCGAAAGUGUCGCGAUCCCUGCCCCGGUCUGUGCGGUUUCAGUGCCAUUUGUCGCGUUGUAUCGCACACGGCCAUGUGCAUCUGUGAUGCAGGCCUCACCGGCGAUCCCUUCACCCAGUGCCAACCGAUUGUCCACGAUGUGGAGAUCAUCAAUCCGUGCCAUCCCUCGCCCUGCGGCUCAAACGCCGAGUGCAUACAACGCAACGGAGCGGGCGCUUGUCAGUGUCUGCCGGAAUACUUUGGAAAUCCCUACGAGGGCUGUCGCCCAGAGUGCGUACUCAACUCGGAUUGUCCCGCGAACAGAGCCUGCCAGCAGGAAAAGUGCCGCGAUCCCUGCCCCGGCAGCUGUGGCCAGAAUGCCGAGUGUAAUGUCGUGAAUCAUACGCCCCUCUGCAGCUGCUUCCCUGGAUUCAUAGGCGAUCCGUAUCGCUAUUGCAAUCAACCGCCAGAACCUAUUGUCCACGAGUAUGUGAAUCCCUGUCAGCCAUCGCCCUGUGGCUCCAAUGCCAUUUGUCGUGUGGUAAACGAACAGGCCGUCUGCUCCUGUGCCCCCGAGUUCGAAGGAGCCCCACCCAACUGUCGUCCCCAGUGUACCUCCAGCUCUGAGUGUCCCGCCACCAAGGCGUGCAUCAGCUACAAGUGUGCUGAUCCCUGUCCUGGUGUGUGUGGCCACCAAGCGAUCUGUGAGGUGCGCAACCAUAGUCCCAUCUGCAGGUGUCCCCCCGCGCUGAUGGGCGAUCCCUUCGUGCGCUGCCUGCCCCGACCAGAGAUUCCUCCACCUCCCCUGAGAGAUGUGGCCCCCUAUCGCGAUCCCUGUGCACCCUCACCCUGUGGCCUGUACUCUGCCUGCCGCAACCAGCAGCAGCAGGCUGUGUGCUCCUGUUUGCCGAACUACUUUGGCACUCCCCCCAACUGCCGACCCGAGUGCUCCAUCAAUGCAGAGUGUCCCAGCCAUUUGGCGUGCAUCCAACAAAGGUGUCGAGACCCUUGCCCCGGCGCCUGUGGCCAGCAGACCGAGUGUCGGGUGACCAAUCAUGUGCCCAGCUGUCUGUGCCUGCAGGGCUAUGUGGGAGACGCCUUCCUCGCCUGCCACCCAGCUCCACCCCCUCCAACCUACGACGAGCUCCGUGAUCCCUGCAAUCCCAGUCCCUGCGGCAGCAAUGGCAUUUGUUCGGGCGAGGGACAGUGCCAAUGUGUGGCUGAAUAUCUGGGUGAUCCCUAUGUCUCCUGCCGACCCGAAUGUGUGCUGAGUUCUGAGUGUCCCAGGCAUCUGGCCUGCAUCCAUCAAAAGUGCACGGACCCCUGUCCAGGCACAUGCGGUGCUAAUGCCAUCUGUGAAGUUCAGAGCCACAUAGCCAUGUGCCAUUGUCCCCCGGGAAUGACGGGCAAUGCCUUCUCCCAGUGCAGUCCCGUACGCGAUGCCGUUGAAGUCUAUCGCAAUCCCUGUAGCCCAUCACCCUGCGGCAGCUAUGCCGAGUGUCGCGAGCGGAAUGGUCAGGCCAUCUGCAGCUGUUUGCCCAACUACUUUGGGGUGCCACCCGCGUGCCGACCCGAGUGCAGCAGCAACUACGAUUGUGCUCCCCAUUUGGCGUGCCAGAACCAGCGUUGUGUCGAUCCCUGUCCCGGAGCUUGUGGCGCCAAUGCCCAAUGCCGCGCCGUCAGCCACAGUCCCUUCUGCAGCUGCCGGCCUGGUUACACGGGCAAUCCCUUCGUUCAGUGUCAUAUGAUCUUUGAACCUUUGAGGGAUGUUGCGCCUCGUGAUCCCUGCCAGCCAUCCCCUUGUGGACCCAACAGCGAGUGUCGACCCGUGGGUGAGACACCAUCCUGCUCCUGCCUGGCCAACUUCUUUGGCACUCCGCCCAACUGUCGGCCCGAGUGUGUGUCCAACUCUGAGUGCAGCUCGGUCCAAGUUUGUGUGAACAAUCGCUGCAGAGAUCCCUGCCCAGGCCUCUGUGGCACAUCUGCAUUCUGUCGCGUCAUCAGCCAUAGUGCCAUGUGCUACUGCGAGACAGGAUACAGUGGUGAUCCAUUUAUCCGCUGUGAACCUAUUAUUGUACGUGACCCAGUGGAGGUGCUGCAGCCUUGUAACCCGAGUCCCUGUGGCACCUUUGCCGAGUGCCGGCAACAGAAUGGAGUGGGCUCCUGUCAGUGUCUGCCCGAAUACUACGGCAAUCCCUACGAGUCCUGCCGUCCCGAGUGCGUCCUCGACUCUGACUGUGCCUCGAACCGUGCCUGUGUGAAUCAGAAGUGCCGCGAUCCCUGUCCUGGAGUGUGUGGCCAGAAUGCCGAGUGCUAUGUCCGCAAUCAUUUGCCCACCUGCAACUGCCUGAACGGUUAUGUGGGAGAUCCUUAUAGCUACUGCAGCAUUGAGCCCAAACCCCUUCGUGAAUAUGUGAAUCCCUGCCAGCCCUCUCCCUGUGGCCCCAACUCCCAGUGCCGUGAACUGAAUGGUCUCGCCACCUGCUCCUGUCUGCCCGAGUAUGUGGGCAGCCCGCCUGGCUGUCGUCCCGAGUGUACAGUCUCUUCGGAAUGCAACCUGGACAGAGCAUGUGUGAGCCACAAGUGUGUGGAUCCCUGUCCGAAUGCCUGUGGCAGCAAUGCCAUUUGUCGUGGCAUAAACCAUGCCCCUCUGUGUUCCUGUCAGCCAGGCUACACGGGAGAUCCAUUCACCCGUUGCUAUCCAGUGCCUCCGCCCUCACCACAAAUCCUGUACGACAUUGUGAGAGAUCCCUGCCAGCCAUCGCCCUGCGGCGCCAAUGCCCAGUGCAGACAAUCCCAGGGUCAGGCCAUUUGUAGCUGUUUCCACAACUACUUUGGUCAGCCGCCCAACUGUCGACCCGAGUGUACCCAGAGUUCCGAGUGCCUGUCCAGCCGUGCGUGCAUAAAUCAACGCUGUGUGGAUCCCUGUCCCGGCUCCUGUGCCUACAAUGCCCUCUGCACCACGCGUAACCAUGUGCCCAGCUGUCAGUGUCCCCCUCGAUAUGUGGGAGAUCCAUUCACCAAUUGUUACCCCGAACCGCCAGCACCACCCACACCCAUUGCCCUUGAUGAUCCCUGCCAGCCCUCGCCCUGUGGAGCCAAUGCUCUGUGCUCGAAUGGUCAGUGUUCCUGCAUUGGCGACUAUCAGGGAGAUCCCUACAGGGGCUGCCGUCCCGAGUGUGUCCUGAAUGCCGACUGUUCGAGAGAUCGUGCCUGUGUGCGCCACAAGUGUGUGGAUCCCUGCCCGGGCACCUGUGCCCCCAAUGCCAUAUGCGAGACAAUCAAUCACAUUGCCAUGUGCCGUUGUCCCGAACAGAUGACGGGCAAUGCCUUCAUUCAGUGCGAGAUUCCACAAGUGGCACUAUCGCCUCCCGAUCCUUGUGCCCCAUCACCGUGCGGCCCGAACAGCCGUUGCCGCGUGUUCAACAACAAUGCCGUGUGCUCCUGCAUUGAGGAUUAUGUGGGUACACCACCCAAUUGCCGACCCGAGUGCACCCACAAUUCGGAUUGUCUGCCGAGACUGGCCUGCCAGCGGCAGCACUGCAUCGAUCCCUGUCCCGGAACCUGCGGCUUCAACGCCCUCUGUCAUGUGGUCAAUCAUGCACCAAUCUGCAGUUGUCCGCCCCAACACAAUGGCAAUCCCUUCACGGGCUGCUUCCCGCAGCCAGUGCGUCGCGAUGAGGAGCCCAGGAACCCCUGUCAGCUCUCUCCCUGCGGACCUUAUGCCCAGUGCCGUGCUGUGGGAGAUCAGGCACAGUGCAGCUGUCUUCCCAGCUACAUUGGAACGCCGCCCAACUGCCGGCCCGAGUGUGUGACCAAUUCGGAGUGCAACUUCGAUAGGGCGUGCAUCCGACAGCACUGCAGCGAUCCGUGUCCCGGCGUUUGUGGCACCAAUGCCCAAUGCCAUGUGAUCAGCCAUGCCGCCAUGUGCCAUUGCCUGCCCGGCUACACGGGUGAUCCAUUCAGCGCCUGCCACCAGCCGCCAAUCAUUCAACAGAUCGAACAUAUCCAGCCAUGCUCCCCGAAUCCCUGUGGAGCCAAUGCUGUGUGUCGCCACGAGGGCAGUGCCGGCUCCUGCCAAUGCCUGCCCGAAUACUAUGGCAAUCCCUACGAGGCCUGUCGUCCCGAGUGUGUAGCCGACAGCGAUUGUCCUGCGGAUAAGUCCUGCCAUCAUUUGAAGUGCCGCGAUCCAUGUCCCGGGGUUUGUGCUUUGAAUGCCGCCUGUCGCGUCAUCAAUCACCUGCCCACCUGUCAUUGUCUCAGUGGAUUCCUGGGCGAUCCCUACAGCUACUGUCGUCUGCCAGAGAAACCUAUCCUCAAGGAGUAUGUGAAUCCCUGCCAGCCCUCUCCCUGUGGCCCCAACUCCCAGUGCCGUGAGAACAACGAGCAGGCCAUCUGCUCAUGUCUACGGGAAUAUGUGGGAGCACCGCCCAACUGUCGACCCGAGUGCGUCUCGAGUGGCGAGUGUCCGCGUGACAAGGCCUGCCUCAAUCAAAAGUGUGCCGAUCCCUGUCCCGGCGUGUGUGGCUCCAAUGCCGAGUGUCAUGUCUUCCAGCAUGCCCCGAUCUGCAGCUGUCGUCCCGGUUUCACGGGCGAUGCCUUCACCCGAUGCCUGCCCCUGCCACCACCUAGUCCCCCGCUUUUGGAUGUCUACCGCGAUCCCUGUGUACCCUCGCCCUGCGGCCAGUAUGCAGAGUGUAGGGACACCCAAGGCAGCGCCACUUGCACCUGUCUGCCCUCGUACUAUGGCACUCCGCCCAACUGCCGGCCCGAGUGCACCAUCGCCGAGGAUUGUCCCUCGCAUUUGGCUUGCCAACAGCAGCAUUGUCGCGAUCCCUGCCCGGGAGCCUGUGGCUUCAAUGCCCUCUGCACGGUGAUCAACCACAAUCCCACGUGUCAGUGUGCUCCAGGAAUGAUUGGAAAUCCAUUCACCUCCUGCCAUGCCCGGCCACGCGACCCACCACCACAGGAUACCAGCGAUCCCUGCGCCUCGAUCUCGUGUGGCGUCAAUGCUGUCUGCCGCCAGGGAAGUUGCAGCUGUCUACCAGAGUUUAUUGGAAAUCCCUUGAUUGGCUGUCGGCCCGAGUGCAUCCUGAGUACGGAAUGCGACUAUGACAAGGCGUGCGUGCGGAACAAGUGCAUCGAUCCAUGUCCCGGCACUUGCGGUUCCAAUGCCAUCUGUGAGGUUCACCGACACGUGGCCAUGUGCCACUGUCCACCGGGAAUGACUGGCAAUGCCUUCUCCCAGUGCCGACCACUGCCGCCAGCACAGGAUCCUCCUCCCAUCAUAGUCGAUCCCUGCCAGCCAUCACCUUGCGGACCCAAUGCCCAAUGUCGACGUGUCAACGGACAGGCCGUGUGCUCGUGUCUGUCACAAUUUGUGGGCACACCACCAUCCUGCCGUCCAGAGUGCGUCAGCAAUGGGGAAUGUCCAUUGCAUUUGGCGUGUCUGCAGCAGAAGUGUCGCGAUCCCUGUCCCGGCUCCUGUGGCCUCAAUGCCGAGUGUCGUGUGAUCAAUCACAGUCCCAACUGUCACUGCAUUCAAUCGUUUACGGGCAAUCCAUUUGUGGCAUGCCACCGCCAACUGCCGCCUGUCCGGCAGGAUCCACCUCUGCUGGACCCUUGUCAACCAUCUCCGUGUGGCGCCAACGCAGAGUGUCGCGCCCAAGGAACCACUGCACAAUGCAGCUGCCUCGCUGGAUUUGUGAGCACACCACCCGACUGCCGACCGGAAUGCGUCUCCAACUCUGAUUGUCCCACGAAUCUGGCAUGCCGCAACGAAAAGUGCCACGAUCCCUGUCCCGGAGUCUGUGGCCUGAAUGCCGAGUGUUAUGUGAUCAAUCACACGCCCAUGUGCACGUGUCUCGGUGGAUAUAAUGGCAAUCCCUUUGAUGGCUGUCAAGUAGUGCGUGAUGUCCCAGAAACGCCACUCAAUCCGUGUGUGCCCAGUCCCUGUGGCGCCAAUGCUAUUUGCAGUGAACGAAAUGGAGCUGGAGCAUGCCAGUGCCUGCCUGAGACCUAUGGAAAUCCCUACGAAGGCUGUCGUCCCGAGUGUGUUCUUAAUACGGACUGUCCCAACCAUUUGGCGUGUGUCAACCAGCAUUGCCGCGAUCCCUGUCCCGGCACAUGCGGCUCCAAUGCCCUGUGCCAAGUGCGAAAUCAUUUGCCGCAAUGCCAGUGCCUAGCGGGCUACCAGGGAAAUCCCUACACCUAUUGCAGUCUCCUGAGCGAUCCCCUGCCCGAACCCAUUGCCUCCCGUCCCUGCCAGCCCUCGCCAUGUGGACCCAAUGCCCAGUGUCGUGAGGCGAAUGGUCAAGCCAUUUGCAAGUGUCUGCCCGACUUUAUUGGCUCUCCGCCCGCGUGUAGACCCGAGUGUACCAUAUCCAGCGAGUGUGACCUGACCAGAGCAUGCGUGCAGCAUCACUGUGUGGAUCCCUGCCCCGGAAUCUGCGGCAGCAAUGCCCAAUGCCAUGUCCUCAACCACAGUCCCCACUGCAGUUGUCUGCCCGGCUACACUGGCGAUGCCUUCAGUGGCUGUCAGAAGAUUCGACCCGCCAUUAGCUAUGAUGCUCCUCCUCCCAAGGAUACCUACAGCGACCCGUGUGUUCCCUCGCCGUGCGGCACCUUUGGCCAGUGCAGAGAUCAGGGCAAUCAGCAGGCCGUGUGCUCCUGUCUGCCAGGAUACUUUGGUGUGCCGCCUCAGUGCCAGCCAGAGUGUGUCAUCAAUCCCGACUGCGCCUCGCACUUGGCGUGCAUCAGUGAGAAGUGUCGCGAUCCCUGUCCCGGCUCCUGUGGCCUGCUGGCCCACUGCAACGUCAUCAAUCACACGCCCAUCUGCAGCUGUCCACCUGGCUAUCAGGGCAAUCCCUUUGUGAGCUGCCGACCCCAACCUCCACCAGCUCCGAUUCCAGUGUUGCGCGAUGCCUGCAAUCCCUCGCCCUGCGGCUCCAAUGCCGUUUGCAGUGCCGGGGGACAGUGCAGCUGUCUGGCGGAAUUCGAUGGAAAUCCCUAUGUGGGCUGUCGCCCAGAGUGUGUCCUGAAUACAGAGUGUGCCCGGGACAGGGCCUGUCAGCGCAACAAAUGCGUGGAUCCAUGUCCGGGUGCCUGUGGUGUGGGCGCCGUUUGUGAGGUGCGCAACCACAUUCCCAUCUGCCACUGUCCAGCCGGAACAUCUGGCAACGCCUUUACCCAGUGUACAACCAUGCAAUCUGCACCCGUGGAGUCCCUGAAUCCCUGCCAGCCAUCACCCUGUGGAUCGAAGGCCCAGUGUCGCGUGGCCAAUCAGCAGGCUGUGUGCUCCUGUCUGCCAGGAUACUUUGGAGUACCGCCCAAAUGUCGACCCGAGUGCACCAUCAACUCGGACUGUGCCCCCCACUUGGCGUGCCUCAAUCAACAGUGUCGCGAUCCCUGUCCCGGUGCGUGCGGGCAGUUUGCCAACUGCCAGGUCAUUCGACAUGUCCCACACUGCAGUUGUCCCGCAGGAUACACGGGCAAUGCCUUCUCCCUGUGUCAGCGAACUCCACCAGUGAUUGUGCAGCGAGAACCUGUUCAUGUGAAUCCCUGCCAGCCAUCACCAUGUGGAUCGAAUGCUCAGUGCACAGAACAAGGCGAUAAAGCCAUUUGCAAAUGCCUCGAAGGCUACAUAGGAUCACCGCCCAGCUGUCGACCCGAGUGUAUAACAUCUUCAGAGUGCGCCAACCAAUUGGCAUGCAUCCAACAGAAGUGCCGCGAUCCAUGUCCUGGUUUGUGCGGUCAAGCAGCCAGCUGCCAGGUCGUCAGCCAUGUGCCGUCGUGCAUUUGCAUUGGCGAUUACAUUGGAGAUCCCUACACGGCCUGCCGUCCACGACCACAGAUCGAAAGAGAUCAGAUCAAUCCAUGUGCGCAGAAUCCCUGCGGCAACAAUGCCAUUUGCAGACAACAAGGAGGACCUGCGUCAUGCCAGUGCCUGCCAGAGACCUAUGGAAAUCCGUACGAGGGAUGCCGACCCGAGUGUGUUCUCAAUUCGGACUGUUCUGGCCAUUUGGCCUGCUUGAAUCAACAUUGUCGCGAUCCCUGUCCCGGCAGCUGUGCGCCUAACGCACAAUGCCAGGUCGUCAAUCACAUUCCCAGCUGUAGCUGCUAUCCCGGCUACAGAGGGGAUCCCUACACCCAUUGCCAGUUGGUGCCUGUCCAGGCAGAACCAAUCGAUCCUGUUGAUCCCUGUCAGCCCUCGCCGUGUGGCCCCAACUCUGAGUGCAGCGUAGCCCAGGGACAGGCUGUCUGUCGCUGCCUGCCCGAUUACUAUGGUUCUCCGCCCGCCUGUCGACCCGAAUGCACCACCAAUCCCGAGUGUCCCCAUGAUAGAGCCUGCGUGGCCAGACAUUGCGCAGAUCCGUGUCCCGGUGCCUGUGGCCAGAAUGCCAUUUGUCAGGCGCGCCAACACCGAGCCCUGUGCUCAUGUCCGCCUGGCUACACCGGCGACGCCUUCAUGCGUUGCCUUCCACUGCCUCCGCCCCAGCAACCCAUUCGCCAGUCGUCUCCUCCCCCUGUAAAUCCCUGUGUGCCCUCACCCUGCGGACAGUAUGCCCAGUGCCGCGAGCAGUACGGACAAGGUGUGUGCACCUGUCUGGACUCCUACUACGGCACUCCGCCCCACUGUCGACCCGAGUGCACCCUCAACUCUGACUGUCCCAGCCAUCGGGCGUGCAUCAACCAGAAGUGCCGCGAUCCCUGUCCCGGGGCCUGUGGUCUGUACGCCCAGUGUGCGGUGCUCAAUCAUGUGCCCAGUUGUUCCUGUCCACAAGGAUACCUUGGAGAUCCCUUCUUCCGCUGCUAUCCAGCGCCAACUCCGUAUCCAGUGGCUCCCAUUGUGUCCCAAGAUGAUCCCUGCCAUCCCUCGCCCUGUGGUCCCAAUGCUCAGUGCUCGAAUGGCAUCUGCAGCUGUCUGCCACUCUACCAAGGCGAUCCCUAUGCAGGCUGUCGUCCCGAGUGCGUGCUGAGCACAGAGUGUCCUUGGGAUAAGGCCUGCAUACGCAAUCGUUGCGUGGAUCCGUGUCCGGGAACGUGUGGCUCUGGAGCCUACUGUCGUGUUCAAAAUCAUGUAGCCCUGUGUCACUGUCCGGAUGGGCAGCAAGGAAAUCCUUUCGUGCUAUGCCAGCCCAUUAGGCAGCUGGAUUCACCCAUUCAGCUGCAUCCCUGCCAGCCAUCGCCUUGUGGCGCCCAUGGACAGUGUCGCGAGAUUGGCUCCCAGGCGGAAUGCACCUGCCUGCCCGGCUAUUACGGCAGCCCGCCCGUCUGUCGGCCAGAGUGCGUAAGCGACUCCGAGUGUCCGCCGAGGCGCUCGUGCAUGAAUCAAAAGUGCCGCGAUCCUUGUCCCGGAGCCUGUGGCUAUCUGGCCGAGUGCCACGUAAUCAACCACAGUCCGCAAUGCGUUUGCCCGGCAGGCUACACGGGCAGUCCGUACUCCCAGUGCCAGGUGAUUCGUAGAGCUCCUGUUGAACGGGAACCCAUCGAUCCCUGCACGCCCUCGCCCUGUGGCCCCCACUCGCAGUGCAGCAAUGAGGAUGGCCUCAAUGCCAUCUGCCGUUGCCUGCCCGAGUAUCUGGGAGUGCCACCAUACUGCCGGCCCGAGUGCAUUGCCAACAGCGAGUGUCCCGGCGACAGGGCUUGCAUCAAUUGGAAGUGCCAGGAUCCCUGUCCCGGCCUCUGCGGCUACAAUGCCAUCUGCCGGACGUACAACCACCAACCGAACUGUGUCUGUGCCCCGGGGCUGGUGGGCAAUCCGUUCAACUCGUGUCUGCCUCCAGCACGUCUUCCGUCCUACGAAUCCCCCGUGAUACCCACAACGGCCAUAGAAGUAUUGCAACAUGAUCAGCCCAUACGCAAUCCGUGCGAGCCGAAUCCCUGCGGGGCCAAUGCUCGAUGCAGUCAGCAGAGAGGCGUUGCCUCCUGCGUCUGCUUGCCGGACUACUAUGGCAAUCCGUACGACGCCUGCCGACCAGAGUGCAUCCUGAAUUCCGAUUGUGCUUCGGACAGGGCGUGCGUGCAGCAAAAGUGUCGCGAUCCGUGCCCCGGCACCUGCGGCCUCAAUGCCGAAUGCCACGUGCUGGAUCAUUUGCCCCAUUGCCAGUGCUUCAGGGGCUACACGGGUAAUCCUCUGGCCCACUGUGCCCCACUGCCAGUUGUCCAGAAAUCACCCUUAACGCCAUGUGAUCCCUCGCCCUGUGGACCCAAUGCCAAGUGUCAGCCAUCGAAUGACCAAGCCGUUUGCUCCUGUCUGCCCGAUUUCUAUGGAACUCCGCCCCAGUGUCGACCCGAGUGUACUUUGAACUCAGAGUGUGCCCUUGAUAGGGCGUGUGUCCAUCUCAAGUGUGUCGAUCCCUGUCCAGGAAUCUGCGGCUUGAAUGCCCAGUGUCGGGUUCACUAUCACAGUCCAAUCUGCUACUGCAUCGCCUCGCAUACCGGUGAUCCCUUCACCCGCUGCUACGAGAUACCCACGAGACGUAAGAAUAUACUCCCCGACAGUGUAAACGGAUGCACGCCUAACCAUUCCACUCCUCUGGCCACUCCUCAUUUCCCUACAGCCCCGACAGCCGAAAGCCCCCAACAGAUAUACGACACCCCAUCGCCACCCUACCCCGUGUCAAUCCCCGGUUUGGUGUACAUCCAACAACAGCAGCCUGGAAUUGUUAAUAUUCCCAACCAUCCACCAAGCCCACAAUAUCCUCAACAACCAGGAGUUGUAAACUAUCCAUCUACGAUUACACAACAACCGGGAGGAAUAGUUAAUAUUCCAUCUCUGCCACAGCCUGUGCCUGCAGUUCCCCAACGACCAGUGUUAACACCAUCACCUACAUACCCAACACCUGCGCCACAGCCUGGAUUAGUGAAUAUACCCUCUGUGCCACAGCCAGUGUAUCCGUCACCAAAACCACCGGUUUACAAUGUGAACUAUCCAACGCCUCACACACCGAUUCAUCAGGCACCAGGAAUUGUACAUAUUCCUUCAGCGCCUCAGCCGACACCUGCACCACAGCCAGGAGUGAUUAAUAUUCCUUCUGUGCCACAGCCACAGCCACAGCCAGGUUAUCCACAACAGCCAGGAAUCGUAAAUAUACCUUCAGUGCACCAACCAGUGCACCCAUCACCACAACCACCGAUAUACGAUGUGACUUAUCCUACGACUCCGCAACAUCAACCUCCUGCACCCGGAAUAGUGAACAUACCUUCUGUGCCGAAGCCAAUACCUGCACCACAGCCAGGAGUGUAUAAUAUACCUUCUGUGCCGCAGCCAAUACCUGCACCGCAGCCAGGAGUAUAUAAUAUUCCCUCUGUACCUCAGCCGUCACCUGCUCCACAGCCAGGAGCUAUUAAUAUUCCUUCUGUGCCACAGCCGAUACCUUCACCACAGCCAGGAGUUAUUAACAUUCCCUCUGUACCUCAGCCGACACCUGCACCACAGCCAGGAGUGUAUAAUAUACCUUCUGUGCCGCAACCAGUGUACCCUACACCUCAGCCGCCAGUUUACGAUGUUAACUAUCCCACGCCACACACUCCGGUGCCGCAAAGUCCUGGAAUUGUGAAUAUCCCAUCUGUACCGCAGCCUGUGCCACCCGUUUCGCAACGUCCAGUAUUUAUACCCACACCAGUGAACCCAGUGACACCUGCACCUCAGCCGGGAGUGAUCAAUAUUCCAUCUGUACACCAACCAGUGUAUCCCACACCUCAGCCAGCGAUUGUACACCGUCCUGCCAUAUACGACGUGUACUAUCCACCGCCUCCAUCGAUACCAGGUGUCAUCAAUAUACCCUCACCUCCUCGACCAGUUUACCCGGUGCCACAGCAGCCAAUCUAUGUUCCAGCUCCAACUCCACAACCACAACCACAACCUAAACCCCAACCGGGCGUAGUAAACAUUCCUUCGGUACCACAGCCAACGUAUCCACCAACCCAAGACGUUAGUUAUCCAAUACCUCAACCCAAUCCUGUACCAGGAGUUAUAAACGUGCCUUCUGUGCCACAACCAACUCCCUCACCACAACCUGUGCCAGGAGUGAUCAAUGUACCAUCAAAACCAACUCCACCCAGCUAUGUACCAACUCCAGGAGUGGUCAACAUUCCUUCGGUACCACAGCCAACGUAUCCAACGCAAAAUCCACCCAUACAUGAUGUGAGCUAUCCAAUACCUCAACCCAAUCCUGUACCAGGAGUUAUAAACGUGCCUUCUGUGCCACAACCAACUCCCUCACCACAACCUGUGCCAGGAGUGAUCAAUGUACCAUCACAACCAACUCCACCCAGCUAUGUACCAACUCCAGGAGUGGUCAACAUUCCUUCGGUACCACAGCCCACGUAUCCAACGCAAAAUCCACCCAUACAUGAUGUGAGCUAUCCAAUACCUCAACCCAAUCCUGUACCAGGAGUUAUAAACGUGCCUUCUGUGCCACAACCAACUCCCUCACCACAACCUUUGCCAGGAGUGAUCAAUGUACCAUCACAACCAACUCCACCCAGCUAUGUACCAACUCCAGGAGUGGUCAACAUUCCUUCGGUACCACAGCCAACGUAUCCACCACAGAAUCCACCAAUCCAAGAUGUUAGCUAUCCAACACCACAACCAAUUCCUGUACCUGGAGUUAUAAAUGUGCCUUCUGUACCACAACCAGUGCCAUCAGCAACACCUGGUGUGGUCAAUAUUCCAUCACAUCCAUCACCGCCGGUUUAUGUGCCAACUCCAGGAGUGGUAAACAUUCCGUCAGUGCCACAACCUUCUCCCACGGCACCUCAACAGCCUGUGUACGAUAUCAAUUAUGAGAUUCAUCGACCACAACCCACACCUGGAACUAUCAAUAUACCAUCCGUGGCACAGCCAGUACCCACACGUCGUCCCAACUAUGAUGUGGCGAGACCUGCGUUUGAGUUUAAUCCGUGCUAUCCAUCGCCCUGCGGACCGUACUCGCAAUGCCACAAUCGCUUCGGAGCGGCCGCCUGCGUGUGUUUGCCCAACUACAGUGGAACUCCGCCCAACUGCCGGCCGGAAUGUGUAGUUCAAUCGGACUGCCCCUCAGCGCUGGCGUGCAUUAAUGAGAAGUGUCGGGAUCCGUGCCCGGGAUUAUGCGGCUAUGAGGCAGUGUGUCGAGUGCAUGAACAUGUGCCCAAUUGCUUCUGUCGCUCCGGAUACACGGGAGAUCCAUUCGUGUCCUGUAGACCAACACCGAUACAGCGUGAACCCAUCGUGCAGAAGGAUCCAUGUUAUCCUUCAAUAUGCGGACCCAAUGCGGUGUGUCAUGAUGGAAAAUGCAGCUGCCUACCGGAGUAUCGCGGCGAUCCCUACUUUGGCUGUCGACCAGAGUGUGUCCUGAACACGGAGUGUGCGCGGGACAAGGCGUGCAUCAAUCAGAAGUGCCAGGAUCCCUGUCCAGGAACAUGUGGACUGAACGCCCUCUGCCAUGUCUACAACCAUUUGGCGACCUGCUCAUGCCCGGAACGAAUGCAGGGCGAUGCCUUUGUGCGCUGCGAUCCCAUUCCAGCCACAAUAGAGCCACCACAAACGACAUUGCCCGCUGUGAUACCGCAGCGUACACCAAUCGAUCCCUGCAGACCUUCGCCAUGCGGACCCAACGCCAAUUGCCGGGCCUAUCAUGAGCAGGCGAUAUGCUACUGUCUCCCGGGAUACAUGGGCACUCCACCCGCUUGUCGUCCCGAGUGCACCUCUAACUCUGACUGUGCUCUGGACAAAUAUUGCCUGAAUCUUAAGUGUCGCGAUCCCUGCCCAGGGGCAUGCGGCAUUCGUGCCAUCUGCCACGUGCAGAGCCACAGUCCCCGCUGUGUGUGUCCGCCCCAACUCACGGGUAACCCCUUACUCUCGUGUCAGCCCAUAGUUUUGCCACCACCACCUCCUCGCGAUGAAGUUAACCCAUGUCUGCCCUCGCCUUGUGGUCCCCACUCUGAAUGUCAGGCGACGCCAGAUGGCUUUGCCCGCUGCUCGUGUCUGCCCGAAUACUCCAGGGGCACACCACCCCACUGUCGGCCAGAGUGCGUGAGCAGCGCCGACUGCCCCGCCGACAAGGCGUGCCGCAAUUACAAGUGCGUCGAUCCCUGCCCCGGCAGCUGCGGCCAACUGGCACUAUGUCGUGUGGUGGCCCACAGUCCUGUUUGCUACUGCCCCGAGGGCUAUGUGGGCAAUGCCUACAGCAUUUGUGCACGUCCCGAGCCACCCGUAAGGGAUGUGGCUGUGCCUAAGCCUGUGCCCUGCCAGCCCAGUCCCUGCGGCAUCAAUGCCAUUUGUCGGCCCCACCAUGACAUUAGUGUGUGCCAGUGCCUGCCCGACUAUUACGGCAAUCCGUAUGAGAUCUGUCGCCCCGAGUGCACAGUGAAUUCGGAUUGCAGUAGCGACCGUGCUUGCCUUGGCGAGAAGUGUCGCGAUCCCUGUCCCGGUGCCUGCGGCCCCAAUGCCCAUUGUCUGGCCAUAAACCACAGCCCUGUCUGCGAGUGCCUUGGGGGUUACAAUGGCAAUCCCUAUCUCGCAUGUCAUCGGCUGCAGCAUGAACCCACGCCACCGGAAUACGUGAAUCCUUGCCAGCCAUCGCCGUGCGGUGCCAAUGCCCAGUGUCGCGAGUCCCAGGGCCAGGCUAUAUGCUCCUGUCUGCCCGAAUUUGUGGGCACACCGCCCGCCUGCCGUCCCGAGUGUGUGAUCAGUGCCGAGUGUCCAGCGGACAAGGCAUGCAUCAACCAGAAGUGCCAAGAUCCCUGUCCCGGCGCCUGCGGUCUGAAUGCCCAGUGUCAUGUGAGAAAUCACAGCCCUCUCUGCUCGUGUCUGCCCGGAUUUAUGGGCGAUGCCUUGACCCGCUGCCUGCCUAAUCCCUUACCACCGAAACCAGCUAAGUCAGAGGACACUCCUCGUGAUCCCUGCUAUCCCUCGCCCUGCGGACCCUAUGCCCAGUGUCGCUCGGUGAACGGAGGAGCCAGCUGCAGCUGCCUGCCCAAUUAUGUGGGCGCUGCGCCCAACUGCAGGCCCGAGUGCACCAUCAAUGCGGAGUGUCCCAGCAACCAGGCGUGCAUCAACGAGAAGUGCCGCGAUCCCUGUCCCGGCUCCUGUGGCUUUGACGCCCUCUGCAACGUGAUAAAUCAUACGCCGAGCUGCUCAUGUCCCAGUGGCUAUACCGGAGAUCCAUUCACCAGCUGCCGAAUUGUGCCACCAACCCCACCACCAACGACUCCCAUCUCCGAUCCCUGCCAGCCGUCACCGUGCGGCGCCAAUGCCCAGUGCCGCGAUGGCCAGUGCUCGUGUCUGCCCGAAUAUCAGGGUGAUCCGUACACCGGCUGCCGACCCGAGUGCGUCCUGAACUCGGACUGCCCGAGGAACCGGGCGUGUGUGCGGCAAAAGUGCGUGGAUCCCUGUCCCGGAAAUUGUGCACCGAAUGCCCUCUGCGAUGCCGUCAACCACAUUGCAAUGUGCCACUGUCCCGAGCGGAUGACGGGCAAUGCCUUUGUCUCCUGCUCCCCACUGCGUGAUGAGCCCCCAGCGCGUCCGCCAAAUCCCUGCCAGCCAUCACCGUGCGGAGCCAACGCCCAAUGCCUGGAGAGAAACGACGUGGCCAUCUGCUCCUGCCUGGCGGGCUACUUUGGUCAGCCACCCAACUGCCGACCAGAGUGCUACGCCAGCUCCGACUGCUCCCAGGUGCACGAGUGCAUCAACCAGAAGUGUGUGGAUCCCUGUCCGGGCAAGUGUGGCCUCAAUGCCAUCUGCCAGGCGGUGCAGCACAGAGCACACUGCGAGUGCAGUGCCGGUUAUACCGGCAAUGCCUACUCCCAGUGUCAUCUGCUGAUUGCGCGCAAACCCGAAAUCAAUGCUGUGCGCGAUCCCUGCUCCCCGUCGCCCUGCGGCCCCAACUCCCAGUGCAGUAAUGAGAAGGGUCAGGCGCAGUGCCGCUGCCUGCCAGAGUUCCAGGGCACGCCCCCGAACUGCCGACCCGAGUGUGUCAGCAACGACGAGUGCCCCAAUGCCCUGGCGUGCAUCAAUCAACGUUGCACCGAUCCCUGUCCCGGCAGCUGUGGCCAGAACGCCCAAUGCGUGGUCCGGCUGCAUACGCCCAACUGUCAGUGCCCCAGCGGCAUGACCGGGGACCCCUUCCGCCUGUGUCAAAAACCACCAUUGCAAGAGCCACCAACGACACCGAAGAACCCUUGCUAUCCCUCGCCCUGCGGCACUAAUGCCAACUGCCGCGUGACCGGCCAGAGCUAUGUGUGCGAGUGCAGCCAACAGGAGUACAUUGGUAAUCCCUACGAGGGCUGCCGCCCCGAGUGCGUGGGCAACUCCGAGUGUCCCGCGAACAGGGCCUGUGUGCGCAACAAGUGCGUGGAUCCCUGCCCGGGAGUUUGCGGCCUGGAGGCCAGGUGCAACAUGAACAACCACAUACCCAUCUGCUCCUGUCCGGCUGGCUACACGGGCAAUGCCUUUGUGCAGUGCACGCGAAUGCUGGCCCCACCGCCAGUCUCCGAUCCCUGCUACCCGUCGCCAUGUGGACCCAAUUCCGUGUGUCGUGUGCAGAGCGAGAAGGCUGUGUGUGAGUGCUUGCCAGGAUUCUUUGGCAAUCCGCUGGCCCAGGGCUGUCGCCCGGAGUGCACUCUGAGCUCUGACUGUGCCAAGGAUAAGGCCUGCAUCAAUUCCAAGUGCGUGGAUGCCUGUGUGGGCGAGUGCGGCUACGGAGCCGUUUGCCAGACCAUCAACCACAGCCCCGUCUGCAGUUGCCCCGCCAACAUGGUGGGCAAUCCGUUCGUCCAGUGCGAGUCUCCUCGCCAAGCGGAGCCAGUGGAUCCGUGCAACCCGUCACCGUGCCGCAGCAACGGCAUUUGCCGAGUCCACAAUGGCGCUGCCACCUGCAGCUAUCCCGAGUGUGUGAUCAACGAGGAUUGCUCCCGCGAUCGCGCUUGUGUCAACCAAAAGUGCCGCGAUCCCUGCCUGCAGGCUUGCGGCUUGAAUGCCAUCUGCCGUGCCAUCAACCACAAGGCCGUCUGCAGCUGUCCUCCCGACUUCUACGGCUCGCCCUAUGCCCAGUGCCUAAGGCAAAUACCCCCACAGCUGGAGCAACCGAAACCGGAGUGUGUAAGCGAUGCGGAGUGCACCAACGACAAGGCCUGCAUCAAUCAGGUCUGCCGCAAUCCUUGCGAGCAAUCGAAUCUCUGCGCUCAGCAAGCCCGCUGCCAUGUCCAGCUCCAUCGUCCGCUUUGUGUCUGCAAUGAGGGCUACACAGGCAAUGCUCUGCAGCAUUGCUACCUACUCGGCUGUCGCUCCGACACCGAAUGCGCACCCACGGAGGCCUGCAUCAACGAGAAGUGUGUGGAUCCCUGUAGCUUCACCCAGUGCGGCGUAGGAGCCACCUGUCGCGCAGACUUCAAUCAUCGCGCGCGUUGCCACUGUCCGGAUGGAUAUCGCGGCAAUCCUCUGGUGCGCUGUGAGCGCCCCGAGUGCCGCAGCGACGACGAGUGCUCGUUCCAUUUGGCCUGCCGCAACGAGAGGUGCGAAGAUCCAUGCAACUGUGGCAUAGGUGCCCAGUGUCGUGUGGACAACCAUCGUGCCCAGUGCCGCUGCCCGGCUGGCUUCAGUGGCAAUCCCACCAUACGCUGUGACCUGGUGCCCGUGCAACCCGAGGGCUGCACCAUGGAUGCCGAAUGUCCCAGCAAGCUGGCCUGCUUCUCCAGCGAGUGCAAGAACCCUUGCGCCGUGACCCAUCCGUGCGGAGCGAAUGCCAUCUGCGAUGUGGUCGACACACUGCCCCUGCGCACCAUGACGUGCCGCUGUGAGCCUGGCUAUGUGGGUGAUGCCGACAUUGGAUGUCGCAAAGAACCCGCUCAAGACCUUGGCUGCACAUCGCACGAUCAGUGCCAGGAUACGGAAGCCUGUCGGGCUGGCAACUGUGUCAAUCCCUGCCUGGAUGGCUCACCAUGUGCCCGCACAGCUCAGUGCCUGGCCCAGCAGCAUCGUGCCAUCUGCAGCUGCCCACAAGGCACCCAAGGAGAUCCGUUUACCAACUGCUAUCAGCCACCACAAAUCACAGCUGGUUGCACACACGACUCGGAAUGCACACCGACAACGGCGUGCAUCAAUAAGCGUUGCCAGGACCCAUGUGCCGAGGCCAAUCCUUGUGCCGGCAAUGCCGAAUGUCGUGUGCAGAACUCACGUCCCAUUUGCUACUGCCCUGCUGGCUGGGGCGGUGAUCCGCAAGUACAAUGCCACAAACCUGAAUGCAAAAUCAAUGCUGAUUGUCCCUACGACAAGGCUUGUCUGAACGAGAACUGCGUCAAUCCCUGCACCCAUGGACAAGUGCGCUGCGGCAGUGGCGCUGAGUGCUUGCCACAGAAUCACCAAGCUGUCUGCAGCUGUCCGGCCGGCACUCAGGGCAGUCCCUUCGUGGCCUGCAUAACCGGUCAUUGCCAGUACAACGAAGAUUGCGCCGCUCACGAGGCCUGCGACCGGCUUAACCGCGUUUGCCGACCCGUCUGCGAGCAGGAGACUUGUGCUCUGAAUGCCAUCUGUGUGGGACGACGCCAUCAGCCGCAGUGCGAGUGCCGUCCGGGAUACCUGGGCAAUCCGUUUGUUCAGUGCGAUAUGCCGCAGCGAAAACCACAGUCGCCCGAGUGCACCCAGGAUGCCGAGUGUCCCUCGAAGCUGGCGUGCAUCAACGAACGAUGUGCCGAUCCCUGCGCUACUCCACAUGUGUGCAGCCCACAACAGACUUGUGCCGUGCUCGAUACCCUGCCACUGCGUACCAUGAUCUGCAAGUGUCCCAGCGACACGGUCACCGAUAAUUCGGGCAACUGUGUGGCCAUUAGGCGACCCAUUGCCCCGCCCAGCGGUGGCUGCCAGCACAGCUCCGAGUGUGCCAAUCCCGAGGUGUGUUCAAAUGGCAAUUGCGUGGACGCCUGCCGCCUCGAGAAGUGCGGCUCCAACGCCCAGUGCACCUCGCGGGAUCACUAUGCUCAGUGUAGCUGUCCCGCUGGUUACCAGGGAAAUCCCCGCAUCGAGUGCUACUCAACGGAGAUUGGCCUGCCAAAGAGCCCAGAGCCAGGCUGUACGCGUGACGACGACUGCCCCAGAGACAGGACAUGCCGCAAUGAAUUGUGCGUGAGUCCAUGUGCUGCGGAUGCCUGCGGCAUCGGUGCCUACUGCCAUGUGCAGCAAAGAAAGGCCAUUUGCCGCUGCCCACCAGGCUACACGGGCAAUCCCAAGGAACGCUGUCUGCCACCUUCCGAUGUGAUUACUGUCGGCUGCAAGUCCAGCAGCGAUUGUCCUGUGACAGAGGCCUGCAUCAAUACCCAGUGCAUCAGUCCAUGCAACUGCGGACCGCAUGCCGAGUGCACCGUGAAGAACCAUCAUCCCAUCUGCUACUGCAAGCCAGGAUUCUCUGGCAAUGCUCAGUUUGGUUGCGUGGCCAUUGGCUGCCAAUCGGAUGACGAGUGCAGUGGCGACAAGCAGUGCUUGAAUCGCGAGUGCAUCAAUCCCUGCCUGGUGGUCGAUCCGUGUGCCUUGAAUGCCGAAUGCUAUGGUCGCAAUCAUCGUGCCAAUUGUCGCUGUCCCACCGGCCUGGAGGGAGAUCCAUUCGUGCGUUGUUUGCGCCUCGAAUGCCACUCGGACUACGAUUGUGCCUCGAACCUAGCCUGUGUGACCAACCAGUGUGUGGACCCAUGUGGCCUGCAGAAUCCCUGCGCCCAAAAUGCCAUCUGCCAGGCGCUGCAGCAUCGCGCCGUCUGUCGCUGUCCGGAGCAAAUGCCUCUGGGCAAUCCGUAUGCUUACUGCGAAAGGCGACCCGUCGAGCCCGUGUGCCGCGAUGACGGCGACUGUCCCAGCGGUCUGGCCUGCAUCGAUGCCAAGUGCCAGAAUCCAUGUACCGAACUCUCUCCCUGCGCCCGCACCGCCCAGUGCAGUGUCCUCGACAGUGUACCGGUGCGGACGAUGGUCUGCGAGUGUCCCGAGUCCCAGGUGCCGGAUGCCAGUGGUGAGUGCCGUCAACUGGUGCUGGCCAGUCCACCGGGCUGUGAGAGCGACCAGGAUUGUCCAGACCAGGAGGCGUGCAUCCAUCGCCAGUGCCGCAAUCCCUGCAACUGUGGCACCAAUGCCAUCUGCCAGGUGACCCAACAUCGUGCUGUUUGCAGCUGCCAGGAUGGCUUCGAGGGCAAUCCCUAUGCCGCCUGCCGAUCGAUCGGCUGCCGCGUGGAUGGUGAGUGCGAUUCGGGCAAGGCCUGCAUCAACGGUGACUGCAUCAAUCCCUGCCUCAUCAACGAUCCCUGCGGACCCAAUGCCGAGUGCUUCGUCCAGUCGAAUCACGCCCAGUGCCGCUGCCUCAGCGGGUACCGCGGCAACCCGUACGAACGCUGCCGCAUCAUCGGCUGCAGCAGCAACAACGACUGCCCCACGGACAAGACUUGCCAGAACGAGCAAUGCGUCAAUCCCUGCGUCUACCACAAUGCCUGUGCCCCGCGCGCCGAGUGCCGACCACAGAAUCACUUGGCUGUUUGUCGCUGUCCGUCCGACUACGUCGGCAAUCCCUACGUGGACUGCCGUCCACAGCCGCAGCCCGUCUGCGUGCUGGACACGGACUGCCCCUCGCGACAGGCCUGCAUAAACGAACAAUGCGUGGAUCCAUGCCUCGUACUGGAGCCUUGCCAACGCCCGGCCCAGUGCCAGGUGACGCCCACGUCCCCAGUACGCACCAUGAUCUGCAUCUGCCCCGAUGGCUACAUCAGCAGCGGAAGUGGCAGCUGCAAGCCCACCACCGGCAUCGUCAAGGUGGGCGGCUGCAUCUCGGACUCUGACUGUGCCGCCGACAAGUCCUGCCUGAACGGCAUAUGCCGCGAUCCGUGCAACUGCGGCGUGAACGCCGAGUGCCGCAUCAAGGACCACAAGCCAGUGUGCACGUGUCGCCAGGGCUACGAGGGCAAUCCCGAGUUCGAGUGCUCCAAGAUCGAGUGCAACAUCAAUGCGGACUGCCCCGGCACCCAUGCCUGCCGCAACCAACUCUGCGUGCCCGCCUGCCAGGGCGAGCAAUGCGGCACGAACGCUCAGUGUCUGGCCAUCAACCAUCGGGCCGUGUGUGAGUGCGCACCAGGACAUGGUGGCAAUGCCCGUCUGGGCUGCACACCACUGGGCUGCCGCACCGACGACGAAUGUCCCACGGACAGAGCGUGUGUGAACGGCAAGUGCAACGAUCCCUGUGCAACAACUGCCAUCUGUGGUCGCGAAGAAGUUUGCAAGGUGUACCAGCAUCGACCACAAUGUGCCUGCCCCGCCGGCACUGUGCCCGGACGCAAUGGCUGCGAGACAGAGCGGCAUGCGCCCAUCUGCAUCAGCGACGGCGACUGCCCCAGCCAGAGGGCGUGUCUACGUGGAGAGUGCGUGAAUCCGUGCAAUGCCACGCAGCCGUGCGGCGUCAAUGCCGAGUGCCGCGUGCGCGACACCCUACCAGUACGAACGAUGAUCUGUGAGUGCCUCGAGGGCUACACCGGCAAUGCGGCGGUGCAGUGCGACAAGCGAUCGCUCUGCGUCAUCGAAAAGGGCUUUGUGCGCGACGUGGAUGGACAGUGUGUGUGCCCACCGGGCACUGCUCUGGACAUUUACGAGUACUGCACACCGUGCCAGGUGGAGCAGGGCUUCCGCAUCGACGAGAGCGGCCAUUGCGUGUGCGCUCUAGAGCGCGGCAUGGUCAUCGAUGAGCGCGGACGCUGCACCUGUCCCAUUGAGCUGGGCUACCGCCUGACUCCCAGAGGAGAGUGCCAGCCGGAGGAGCCACCAGAGUGCACCACCAACGACCAGUGCGCGGAUAAUCGUUACUGCAAUCUGGAUACCAAGACCUGUGAGGAUCCCUGCCUGACCAAGGUGUGCGGAGUGAAUGCCUUCUGCAAUGCCGUCAACCAUCGUGCCCAGUGCCAGUGCAUAACGGGCUACACGGGCAAUCCGGAGCUGCAUUGCAAUCACACCAACUUCCGCACCGACUUCCCCAGACCCGACAUGGUCGUCAGCUGUCUGGCCGAUGGCGUUCAAGUGGAGAUUCACAUCACCGAGCCCGGCUUCAAUGGUGUCCUGUACGUGAAGGGCCACAGCAAGGAUGAGGACUGCCGUCGUGUCGUCAAUCUGAACGGAGAGACGGUGCCACGCACCGAAAUCUUCCGCGUUCACUUCGGCACCUGUGGCAUGCAGGCGGUGAAGGAUGUGGCCAGCUUUGUUCUGGUCAUCCAGAAGCAUCCCAAGCUUGUCACCUACAAGGCCCAGGCAUACAACAUCAAGUGCGUCUACCAGACGGGCGAGAAGAACGUCACCUUGGGCUUCAACGUCUCAAUGCUGACGACAGCUGGCACCAUUGCCAACACCGGACCGCCGCCCAUCUGCCAGAUGCGCAUCAUCACCAACGAGGGCGAGGAGAUCAAUUCAGCCGAAAUCGGCGACAAUCUCAAGCUGCAAGUGGACGUCGAGCCAGCCACUAUUUAUGGUGGCUUUGCUCGCUCCUGCAUUGCAAAGACCAUGGAGGACAAUGUCCAGAACGAGUAUCUGGUCACAGAUGAGAACGGCUGUGCCACGGACACGAGCAUCUUUGGCAACUGGGAAUACAAUCCGGACACCAACAGUCUGCUGGCCAGCUUCAAUGCCUUCAAAUUCCCCUCGAGCGACAACAUACGAUUCCAGUGCAACAUACGCGUCUGCUUCGGCCGUUGCCAGCCCGUCAAUUGUGGUGGCUACAAUGCCUUUGGUCGUCGUCGUCGCUCCAUAACAGACAACUCGACCGACACGACUGCCAUUGCCACCAACUCGGGAGUUGAGGGUCAGCUGCGCGAGGAGAUAACCAUCUCAUCAAAUGCCAUUCUCACAUUCGAGAAGCGCAGCGGUCCAGGCCUGAAUGAUGCCAACAUCAAACCGGCGGCACAGCGAGUGGAGGAUAUUUGCGUAUCGAUGGUGGGACUGAUCAUUGCUUUGGUCAUCACGGCUCUAUUGGCUCUUGUGGCCGUUGCCGUGGCCGUCUCCUGCUGGCUAAUGGCCUACAGAAGGCGACCUAAGACCAUUGCACCACUGCCACAUCCACCAGAGUUCCCCAAUCCGCUCUUUGCCAAUCCCGAUGCUGUGCCCGAGCCAACGCCGGACUACAUCUCCUAAACACUACACUGAAUAAAACAAACACACAAACCUAGCUGUAACAACUUAGAAGUUAAGAAAAAAAGAAAAAAAAACCAGAGAAAAAGGGUAAUAUUUUCACAGAAUUAUAAAUUAAUGUGAAUAUUUGAAAGGCACGUGCAAAAAGUUGUGCAAAAUGAAAACAAAAUCGAAUGAUAUUUGAAUGAAAAUGUGAAGAACGAAUCAAAGAAAAACAAAAGUAUAUUUGUGAACCGUAAAACGAAUGAAAAAUGAAAUUGUAAAAAGCGAGAAAUGUAUGCAAACAAAAUGCAUGCAGAUAAUAAUAGUAGUUUAAGAGAAUAAUUUUAUUAUUUUGUAUUAACAUUUAGUGUUCUCUCUCACUUCCCCACUAAUAUGAGAAUUUUGCGUAGUGUAGCAGAGUAUUUAGCUUCCAGCAUACAUAGAAAUAGCGGAUCCAGAAACUGCCAAAGUAGGAGAAGCGGGGGUACACAGAGUGCAGCUACAAACGAAUUCUCGUCCUCUAACGACAACUUCUUCAUUAGUCGAGUAUCAAUAUUAAUAUUCUGUUAUAUGUAUGACUAAAGACUUCCUAUAAAUAUUUAGGGUGUGGGUAGUACCAACGACACUUUGUAUUAUAGCACAGAAACAAACACACACACUUCCUGUAACUUUAAACGUGAACUCAACUCGCCUUUUAAAAUUGAAAACUGCCUUGAUUUUCCAACACAGACGAACAAUGCACCACAGAAUACUCUUUCUCUCUAUAGCAGAAUGUAAGAAAUCGUUGAACCUUCCGCUUGUGCCAGCUAUAACCACUCGACAAUAUGCCAACGAUUGUCUUUUAUGGAUUGUACAAGAGCUCAAGAGUUGAACACACACACACACACACACUCAGAUACACAAACUCUAAGCAUGAGGCACACGGAAAAGAGUUCUAGGAAGAAAUGGAAUAACCUUUAACUGCCACUGAGGCGUCAAACAGCGCACAAAAACGAUACAUACUGUCCAUUUAAUGCAUAGGAAAUACUAGGUUUGUUUUAAUUUUAUUUGCAAAGACGACGACUAAUGGAGGAUUUGAUUUUGAACACUGUCCACCCACGACUUCUUACCACUGUACUUACUGUACCACUAGCCUCUACUAUGGUUAACCAAUUAUUUUUGUAGUUUCUUAGUCAAUUAAUAUUAAAUUGUUGUGAUUGUUUUUAAUGCAAAAGAGAUACUUCCACUAAACUUACUAAUAUAUAGGGAACCAAGUAUAAAGAGUACUUUAAAAGACAACGAACCAGUGCGCCCUUCCGCCCCUUCAACACCUUCAACUACUAAAGUUUCCGCUAAGUAGAGUACGCGGCUAUCUACGCGCCGGAAACCAUGCAGCGAAUUUUAGUUUCCGAUGCCUGUUCAUAGAGCGUGGCUGUACUUGUUGGGAGUUCAUUUAGAAUAUAGGAAAAUUAAGGGGGGAAUGAUCAGCCUGGAUAAUUAAAUUAUUCAAAUGAAGUUUUAAAUUAAUAUUAUUAAACGUAAACAAAAUGUAUAGUCACUACUUUAAGCCGAACGUGAAGCGUUGAGAGACAGAAGAGCACUUCUUUAUAGUGAAAUACCAUAAAAAUAUAUAAAAACUCGCACUCAGACACACUUACACAAAGAGACAGACAUUGUAAAUAAUACGCAGGCAGCAAAACUCUAUGGUAUUUUAGGUAGCGCAUUAUUGUGUAUAGGUUUCCACAACUUUGAUCCUAUCCCAAAACUAAACCCGUUCCAUGCCAGGCAUAAAAUUAUUUUCUUAAUUCCACAACCACAUGGGCGCACUUCGAUGUACCUAAGCGAGUGCAC